AUGAACCAGUCCAGUCCGACACUAGCCUACUGUGCUGACCUGCUGGGGUUGGACCAGGAAGACCUGAGAGUCAGCCUCACCACCAGGGUCAUGCUCACCACAGCAGGAGGCACCAAAGGAACAGUUAUCAAGUAAGAAAACCUCUAAAUUAGAUUAGUAGGUAUUAUUGGUUUCUCGCAGUCAUAGACUGAAUUGUACACCAAUUUACAAUCAUAGAUCAUCAAAUUGUAAAAUCCUAAUUGAUUGUAAAUCUACUACUGCUGCACUUAGCAUCAUGCCCUUAUCUAACGGUCUAGGCCAGGGUCAACGUUGUGCUUUAGUGGUGAAGAAGACGCGCGCUGAAUUCCGAUUUUAUACCCUUUUCCCCCAUGAGUACACUUCACUCCCCUCAAGGGUUUCAAAGCAUUGAGGGCAUGGGCCAGAGGGAGUUUCAUAUCUUUCAGAAUUCAGUGCAGGACUCUGGUAUGGGGAGCUGAGACUUAAAGACUUGUGAAAAGAGGAAAGAUUACACUUUUCGUUGGCCAGCCGUAAAAAACCGUAUGCCCAUACAGUGACUGUGAGGGGUAAUGCUCUGUCUGUUGGCGUCUCCCCAUUUCAACUCUGAUUGCGAUGGACACAGUCAGUAAAGAGGCUAAUCUUAUAGGCUACAUCUAUACUGUUUAAUCAACUGUGGCACUGGCUGACAUUAAUAGUCCUGUUGGCAUUUAAACCCAUUUGUGCCAUGCUUAGCAGCCCUUAUUUAUAUAGAUGGAUUGCAUAAGAGGGAAAGGCUUAAAACCUAACUAAGACUGGUACAUUGUGGAUCUAGUCUUGAGUAUGCUAUAAAGCUGUUUAUGUGACGUAACCCAUACACACAAUUAAAUCCUCCAUUCAAGUGCAUGUGGAAUGAGCACUCAAUCAUUUCUCUUACUCAAUACUAAUCUCUGGCCAUUCACAAAUUACGAUUAAUUUUGAUUAAUUCUUAUACACUCAGGGCUCAACAAACCUAACGCAAUGGAAAAUCUAAGCGAUGGCGGUAGCGCUAUAGGUUCUGCUAAAUAUGCUGAAUGUGUUUUUGAACAGUAAUUGCAUGGCUUCAAUAUGGAAAUAUAUUUUUAACAUAGCAUUCACACUGAUAUAGAGCUGCUGUAAAAUGCAUUAUGUCUGAGCCAUAGACAUGCCAAACGUUGUCAAUAAGCAAGAUUAAAUUCACUAUUGAUAAGACCUAAAAAGACAGUGAAUGAUUCUAAUAAAAAGAAACAACUUGUUUUAAAUAGGCUUUGUCUAAAUGAUUACAGGCACCAUACUUGCGCCCUGUAGGCAUAUAAUAUUAGGCGUAGACUAUGUAGGGUUUUACACAUCCAAACUUUUGACAGGAGCUGGAAAAAGAGGCAAUAUAAAGAGAAGGAAGGAGGCUCCCAAAUAUAUAUAGCUGUAGCCUACCAUCACCGUUGAUGUAGCCAGUUUUUUAUUUAUUUAACCUUUAUGUAACUAGGCAAGUCAGUUAAGAACAAAUUCUUAUUUACAAUGAUGGCCUACACCGGCCAAACCCGGACGAUGCUGGGCCAAUUGUGCACUGCCCUAUGGGACUCCCAAUCACGGCCGGUUGUGAUACAGCCUGGAAUCGAACCUGGGGGUCUGUAGUGACGCCUCAAGCACUGAGAUGCAGUGCCUUAGACCGCUGCGCCACUCGGGAGCCCAGUGACUUUGCCACGAGAACUGUAAAAUUCGUGCGAUUUGACAGUUGGGUCCAACAGAGGAAAGUGGAAGAUGCAUAAAUGGAGAAACUAUAAGAAGUAUUUUCAAAUAACUUGAUGUUCCUUAACAUGCUCCCUACAGUCACUGACACAUUUCAUGCAAUGGGAAUCACACAUAAUGAGUCAAAAUGUUUCACAGAAGCUGGACAAAAAUCAUGUCCAAUAUAAAUAAGAAAUAGGAAAGUCUGAAUGUUUUGCUGCUCAAGAUAUUUUUAUAAAACAUUGGUGAUGUACAUAAGGCUACUGUGUGUGUGCCUCCGCUAGCAAAAUCAAUUCCACAACCAAUUGCGUUACUGCUAAGACCAGCUUUUGGUCGUUCUUAAAUAUCCCUAGUUGCGCUCAAUGAGAUUGGCAUAUUGACCAAUGUUAGUAAGGACACACCUCAAAUAUUUCCACUCCUCCCACCUCAGCGCAAGCUAGCUGAUGUUAGACAGGUAACGAACCUGGAGUAAAGGAUGGAAAAUGACAGUUUUUACAUGACGAAAUUGCAAACUAACGUGCAUUUGACAGUUGUCGGGUGUGCCUACAGACACCCGACAAGGCCCAAAUCCCCGUCAUUCGCGUGAGGAAGAGACGGAGAUAUCGUGGACGUAGGUCGGGGUGCCUUGUAAGGAUCCGACGGCGAGCGAGUAAACAGCCACUCCCAUCAAUCCUAUUAGCCAAUCUUCAAUCAUUGGAGAAUAAAUUGGAUGACCUAAGAUUACUGUUAUCCUACCAACGGGACAUUCAAAACUGUAAUAUCUUAUGUUUCACCGAGUCGUGGCUGAACGACGACAUGGACAACAUACAGCUAGCGGGCUAUACGCUACAUCGGCAGGAUAGAACGGCUGACUCCGGUAAGACAAGGGGUGGCAGUCUGUGUAUAUUUGUAAACAACAGCUGGUGCACUAAAUCAAAUAUUAAGGAAGUCUCAAGGUUUUGCUCGCCUGAGGUAGAGUAUCUUAUGAUAAGCUGUAGACCACACUAUUUACCAAGAGAGUUUUCAUCUAUAUUUUUCAUAGCUGUCUAUUUACCACCACAAACCAAUGCUGGCAUUAUGAUUGCACUGAAUGAGCUGUAUAAGGCCAUAAGUCAACAGGAAAACGCUCAUCCAGAUGCAGCGCUCCUAGUGGCCGGGGACUUUAAUGCAGGGAAACUUAAAUCCGUUCUACCUAAUUUCUACCAGCAUGUUAAAUGUGCAACCAGAGAAAAAAAACUCUAGACCACCUUUACUCCACACACAGAGACGCAUACAAAGCUCUCCCUCGCCCUCCAUUUGGCAAAUCUGACCAUAACUCUAUCCUCCUGAUUCCUGCUUAUAAGCAAAAACUAAAGCAGGAAGCACCAGUGACUCGGUUAAUAAAAAAGUGGUCAGAUGACGCAGAUGCUAAGCUACAGGACUGUUUUGCUAGCACAGACUGGAACAUGUUCCGGGAUUCUUCAGAUAGCACUGGCUUCAUCAAUAAGUGCAUCGAUGAUGUCGUCCCCACAGUGACCGUACAUACAUACCCCAACCAGAAGCCAUGGAUUACAGGAAACAUCCGCACUGAGCUAAAGGGUAGAGCUGCCGCUUUCAAGGAGCGGGACUCUAACCCGGACGCUUAUAAGAAAUCCCGCUAUGCCCUCCGACGAACCAUCAAACAGGCAAAGAGUCAAUACAGGACUAAGAUUGAAUCGUACUACACUGGCUCUGACGCUUGUCGGAUGUGGCAGGGCUUGAAAACUAUUACAGACUACAAAGGGAAGCACAGCCGCGAGCUGCCCAGUGACACAAGACUUCCAGACGAGCUAAACCACUUCUAUGCUCGCUUCGAGGCAAGCAACACUGAAGCAUGCAUGAGAGCACCAGCUGUUCCGGAUGACUACGUGAUCACGCUCGCCGUAGCCGAUGUGAGUAAGACUUUUAAGCAGGUCAACAUUCACAAGGCCGCAGGGCCAGACGGAGAACCAGGACGUGUACUCCGAGCAUGUGCUGACCAACUGACAAGUGUCUUCACUGACAUUUUCAACAUGUCCCUGACUGAGUCUGUAAUACCAACAUGUUUCAAGCAGACCACCAUAGUCCCCGUGCCCAAGGACUCUAAGAUAACCUGCCUAAAUGACUACCGACCUGUAGCACUGACGUCUGUAGCCAUGAAGUGCUUUGAAAGGCUGGUCAUGGCUCACAUCAACACCAUUAUCCCAGAAACCCUAGACCCACUCCAAUUUGCAUACCGCCCCAACAGAUCCAUAGAUGAUGCAAUCUCUAUUGCACUCCACACUGCCCAUUCCCACCUGGACAAGAGGAACACCUACGUGAGAAUGCUAUUCAUUGACUACAGCUCAGCAUUCAACACCAUAGUGCCCUCAAAGCUCAUCACUAAGCUAAGGAUCCUGGGACUAAACACCUCCCUCUGCAACUGGAUCCUGGACUUCCUGACGGGCCGCCCCUAGGUGGUAAGGGUAGGUAACAACACAUCUGCCACACUGAUCCUCAACACGGGGGCCCCUCAGGGGUGCAUGCUCAGUCCCCUCCUGUACUCCUUGUUCACCCAUGACUGCAUGGCCAAGCACGACUCCAACACCAUCAUUAAGUUUGCCGACGACACAACAGUGGUAGACCUGAUCACUGACAACGAUGAGACAGCCUAUAGGGGGGAGGUCAGAGACCUGGCCGUGUGGUGCCAGGAUAACAACCUCUCCCUCAACGUGACCAAGACAAAGGAGAUGAUUGUGGACUACAGGGAAAAAAAAGAGGACUGAGCGCGCCCCCAUUCUCAUCGACGGGGCUGUAGUGGAACAGGUUGAGAGCUUCAAGUUCCUUGGUGUCCACAUCACCAACGAACUAUCAUGGUCCAAACACACAAAGGCAGUCAUGCAGAGGGCACGACAAAGCCUAUUCCCCCUCAGGAGACUGAAAAGAUUCGGCUUGGGUCCUCAGAUCCUCAAAAAAUUCUACAGCUGCACCAUCGAGAGCAUCCUGACUGGUUGCAUCACUGCCUGGUAUGGCAACUGCUUGGCCUCCGACCGCAAGGCACUACAGAGGGUAGUGCGUACGGCCCAGUACAUCACUGGGGCCAAGCUUCCUGCCAUCCAGGACCUCUAUACCAGGCGGUGUCAGAGGAAGGCCCUCAAAAUUGUCAAAGACUCCAGCCACCCUAGUCAUAGACUGUUCUCUCUGCUACCGCACGGCAAGCGGUACCGGAGUGCCAAGUCUAGGUCCAAAAGACUUCUCAACAGUUUCUACCCCCAAGCCAUAAGACUCCUGAACAGCUAAUCAUGGCUACCCGGACUAUUUGCACUGCCCCCCCACCCCAUCCUUUUUACGCUGCUGCUACUCUGUUAAGGAUUUAUGCAUAGUCACUUUAACUCUACCCACAUGUACAUAUUACUUCAACUACCUCAACUAGCCGGUGCCCCCGCACAUUGACUCUGCACCGGUACCCCCCUGUAUACAGUGGGGAGAACAAGUAUUUGAUACACUGCCGAUUUUGCAGGUUUUCCUACUUACAAAGCAUGUAGACGUCUGUAAUUUUUAUCAUAGGUACACUUCAACUGUGAGAGACGGAAUCUAAAACAAAAAUCCAGAAAAUCACAUUGUAUGAUUUUUAAUUAAUUAAUUAGCAUUUUAUUGCAUGACAUAAGUAUUUGAUCACCUACCAACCAGUAAGAAUUCCGGCUCUCACAGACCUGUUAGUUUUUCUUUAAGAAGCCCUCCUGUUCUCCACUCAUUACCUGUAUUAACUGCACCUGUUUGAACUCGUUACCUGUAUAAAAGACACCUGUCCACACACUCAAUCAAACAGACUCCAACCUCUCCACAAUGGCCAAGACCAGAGAGCUGUGUAAGGACAUCAGGGAUAAAAUGGUAGACCUGCACAAGGCUGGGAUGGGCUACAGGACAAUAGGCAAGCAGCUUGGUGAGAAGGCAACAACUGUUGGCGCAAUUAUUAGAAAAUGGAAGAAGUUCAAGAUGACGGUUAAUCACCCUCGGUCUGGGGCUCCAUGCAAGAUCUCACCUCGUGGGGCAUCAAUGAUUAUGAGGAAGGUGAGGGAUCAGCCCAGAACUACACGGCAGGAACUGGUCAAUGACCUAAAGAGAGCUGGGACCACAGUCUCAAAGAAAACCAUCAGUAACACACUACGCCGUCAUGGAUUAAAAUCCUGCAGCACACGCAAGGUCCCCCUGCUCAAGCCAGCGCAUGUCCAGGCCCGUCUGAAGUUUGCCAAUGACCAUCUGGAUGAUCCAGAGGAGGAAUGGGAGAAGGUCAUGUGGUCUGAUGAGACAAAAAUAUAGCUUUUUGGUCUAAACUCCAUCCGCCGUGUUUGGAGGAAGAAGAAGGAUGAGUACAACCCCAAGAACACCAUCCCAACCAUGAAGCAUGGAGGUGGAAACUUUGGGGAUGCUUUUCUGCAAAGGGUACAGGACAACUGCACCGUAUUGAGGGGAGGAUGGAUAGGGCCAUGUAUCGCGAGAUCUUGGCCAACAACCUCCUUCCCUCAGUAAGAGCAUUGAAGAUGGGUCGUGGCUGGGUCUUCCAGCAUGACAACGACCCGAAACACACAGCCAGGGCAACUAAGGAGUGGCUCCGUAAGAAGCAUCUCAAGGUCCUGGAGUGGCCUAGCCAGUCUCCAGACCUGAACCCAAUAGAAAAUCUUUGGAGGGAGCUGAAAGUCCGUAUUGCCCAGCGACAGCCCCGAAACCUGAAGGAUCUGGAGAAGGUCUAUGGAGGAGUGGGCCAAAAUCCCUGCUGCAGUGUGUGCAAACCUGGUCAAGACCUACAGGAAACGUAUGAUCUCUGUAAUUGCAAACAAAGGUUUCUGUACCAAAUGUUAAGUUCUGCUUUUCUGAUGUAUCAAAUACUUAUUUCAUGCAAUAAAAUGCAAAUUAAUUACUUAGAAAUCAUAAAAUAUGAUUUUCUGGAUUUUUGUUUUAGAUUCCGUCUCUCACAGUUGAAGUGUACCUAUGAUAAAAAUUACAGACCUCUACAUGCUUUGUAAGUAGGAAAACCUGCAAAAUCGGCAGUGUAUCAAAUACUUGUUCUCCCCACUGUAUAUAUCCAGGCUCUGUCAUAGCCGGCCGCGACCAGGAGACCCAUGAGGCGGCGCACAAUUGGCCCAGCGUCGUCCAGGGUAGGGGAGGGAAUGGCCGGCAGGGAUGUAGCUCAGCUGGUAGAGCAUGGCGUUUGCAACGCCAGGUUUGUGGGUUCGAUUCCCACGGGCGGCCAGUAUGAAAAAAUAAAACAAUAAUGUAUGCACUCACUAACUGUAAGUCGCUCUGGAUAAGAGCGUCUGCUAAAUGACUAAAAUGUAAAUGUAAAUGUAUAUAACUGCCUUAAUUUUGCUGGACCCCAGGAAGAUAAUGGGGAUAAUAAAUACAAAUACCGAGCCAGCAAGGCAAGGUCAAAUAUCCCAAAUAGAGCUAGAUAAAGCCAGAAGAAUAAUAUACUUGUUGAUCACAGCUAUAGCCAUCAGUCUUGUGUUUUCAUGGUCAUCACUCAUUCACUGAUAAAUUUGUCAAGGUCCCAACACGAAAUAUUAAGUUCUGCUUUUCUGAUGUAUCAAAUACUUAUUUCAUGCAAUAAAAUGCAAAUUAAUUACUUAGAAAUCAUAAAAUAUGAUUUUCUGGAUUUUUGUUUUAGAUUCCGUCUCUCACAGUUGAAGUGUACCUAUGAUAAAAAUUACAGACCUCUACAUGCUUUGUAAGUAGGAAAACCUGCAAAAUCGGCAGUGUAUCAAAUACUUGUUCUCCCCACUGUAUAUAGCCUCCCUACUGUUAUUUUAUUUUACUUCUGCUCUUUUUGUCUUAACACUGUUGUAUUCGGCGCAUGUGGCCAAUAACAUUUGAUUUGAUUUGAAUUGAAUAGAGCUCACAGUGUUCCUAGAAGGCUGUUUCAAAGCAGAGGUCCUAAGAGGAAACAGUGAAUAUUUCAACAGGCCCAGAUGCAGCCUGGCCUCAGAGUCUUUUCUCACCAUGAAUAAUGCAGCUGUAUCUGAGGGUAGCCUGGAGCCUGGUGCCUGGUGCCUUGAAAGCAGCUGGAAAGGGGGGCUGGGCCAUGUCAUUAGGGGCCCAGACACUUGGCCUUAUCCUGGGGAGGUGUGGGGGUGUGUGACUGAGUGGCUGGUGUCUCUGGAUCUGAAGUGGAGUGGCUAAGGUCUAUGGGGAGACCCAUUUAAGAAGGCUGAUCGUGACUAGAUUAUUGAUUAGAAUAUGUUGAGGGGUGGGAAGUGAGCAGAAAUGGUUCCUAGGCCUGACUUCAACAGGUCAAAGGUUUGCUCUGAACCUGCUGCUUCAGCCCUAAGCCUGUCCAGAAGAGAAUGUUUACAUUUUGAAUAGUAUUCCAGUCCACCAUGUUAGAUACCAGCCAUGAGACUGGGUGCAGGAUGGGGGGUGCUACACCAUAGCUGAACUUGUUCAGUUCAGAAGAACUCCAGUUUUUUCAUAGUCAUCAACCACUUUGAAUAAUUGAAGCCAAAUGGUGUUGGAGAGUGCUAUGGUAAUGAUGGUGAGCCAGGUUUCAGCUAGUACAGUCACUUCUAAUGGUGUCUCUUUUGACCUGUGACCUCCUUGUCUUAGAAAAAAACCCACUUAUACCAUCCUGUAAAUACUAAUUAAGAAACAACUCCAACUUUCUUUGCACAUAAACCUGGAGUGAGAAAUGGCUGCAUUGAUUAAAAAGGUGUAUUUUUAUUAAGGAGUUGCCUUGUCACAGUUUUGGCCUCUCAGUGCCCCACUGUCUUUUCCCCCCAGGGUGCCUCUGAAGGUGGAACAGGCUAACAACGCCCGGGACGCCCUGGCCAAGGCCGUGUACAGCUGCCUCUUCGAUCACGUGGUCAGGAGGGUCAACCAGUGCUUCCCCUUCAGCACCACCUCCAACUUCAUUGGGGUGCUGGAUAUCGCUGGCUUCGGUAAGUAUGUAGUUCUAGAGCAGUGAGUUUCUCUGUCUGAUUGUUUCUCUGUGAGUCUGUCUUUCUAUCUAGCCAUCUAACCAUUCAUUUAUCUGCAUGGCCUCUUAUCUCUUCUCUUUCUAAAAACUUGACUAACUGACAUAAUUUGAUAUAUUGAGUACCAGUAACAGCCUGAAGAUGAGCAUUCUUCAUCCCCCCCCCCCCAGAGUAUUUUGAGCACAACAGCUUUGAGCAGUUCUGCAUCAACUACUGCAACGAGAAGCUGCAGCAGUUCUUCAAUGAGCGAAUACUGAAAGAGGUGAGUGAUUUGAGAGAGAGUUGUUGGGGGCGCGGAGGUGUGUUGCUAGUGUUCUUUAAGCUCUGGACUCCCACUGAAGACCCAGGAGGAUGUCGGUCAACAAGCUAAUAAUGUGUGACACGCAACACAUAGACACACACAGCCUGUGUGAUCUCUCCAUAGAAGAGUCACUCUUACAUUACAUUUAUUAGAAUGGUCAUAUUUUUGUCUGUGGAGAUGACAGGGUUUUUUCUUCUCUACUGGAGCCUCCUGUUUUAUUCAUUGAUUUGCAAAGGUCUCCAAUUACAAUCAAAAAUCGAAUUUUAAGGCAUUUUCACAGCGUUUGAACUAGAUCAAACAGAGAUAUUUGUGUUUGUUGGCCUGAAAUGAUCCAGAAAUAUAAAAAUGUUUUCAAGAAAUAAAAUGCAAUUUUCAGAAGGGGUUGUACUUGAUUCAGUAAGUAAUGAGUGUUGACAGAUCUACACUACCCCCAAUUCUAACCUUAAAAACACUGCUCAAAAAAAUAAAGGGAACACUAAAAUAACACAUCCUAGAUCUGAAUGAAUGAAAUAAUCUUAUUAAAUACUUUUUUCUUUACAUAGUUGAAUGUGCUGACAACAAAAUCACACAAAAAUUAUCAAUGGAAAUCAAAUGUAUCAACCCAUGGAGGUCUGGAUUUGGAGUCACCCUCAAGAUUAAAGUGGAAAACCACACUACAGGCUGAUCCAACUUUGAUGUAAUGUCAUUAAAACAAGUCAAAAUGAGGCUCAGUAGUGUGUGUGGCCUCCACGUGCCUGUAUGACCUCCCUACAACGCCUGGGCAUGCUCCUGAUGAGGUGGCGGAUGGUCUCCUGAGGGAUCUCCUCCCAGACCUGGACUAAAGCAUCCGCCAACUCCUGGACAGUCUGUGGUGCAACGUGGCGUCGGUGGAUGGAGCGAAACAUGAUGUCCCAGAUGUGCUCAAUUGUCAUGCUGGAGGAUGUUGCAGGCAGCAGAACGUUCUCCACGGCGUCUCCAGACACUGUCACGUCUGUCACAUGUGCUCAGUGUGAACCUGCUUUCAUCUGUGAAGAGCACAGGGCGCCAGUGGCGAAUUUGCCAAUCUUGGUGUUCUCUGGCAAAUGCCAAACGUCCUGCACGGUGUUGGGCUGUAAGCACAACCCCCACCUGUGGAUGUCGGGCCCUCAUACCACCCUCAUGGAGUCUGUUUCUGACCGUUUGAGCAGACACAUGCACAUUUGUGGCCUGCUGGAGGUCAUUUUGCAGGGCUCUGGCAGUGCUCCUCCUGCUCCUCCUUGCACAAAGGCGGAGGUAGCAGUCCUGCUGCUGGGUUGUUGCCCUCCUACGGCCUCCUCCACGUCUCCUGAUGUACUGGCCUGUCUCCUGGUAGGGCCUCCAUGCUCUGGACACUACGCUGACAGACACAGCAAACCUUCUUGCCACAGCUCGCAUUGAUGUGCCAUCCUGGAUGAGCUGCACUACCUGAGCCACUUGUGUGGAUUGUAGACUCCGUCUCAUGCUACCACUAGAGUGAAAGCACCGCCAGCAUUCAAAAGUGACCAAAACAUCAGCCAGGAAGCAUAGGAACUGAGAAGUGGUCUGUGGUCACCACCUGCAAAACCAGUCCUUUAUUGGGGGGUGUCUUGCUAAUUGCCUAUAAUUUCCACCUGUUGUCUAUUCCAUUUGCACAACAGCAUGUGAAAUGUAUUGUCAAUCAGUGUUGUUUCCUAAGUGGACAGUUUGAUUUCACAGAAGUGUGAUUGACUUGGAGUUACAUUGUGUUGUUUAAGUGUUCCCUUUAUUUUUUUUAGCAGUGUAUUAGGAGGAUUAAAAAAGAUCUUACCCAGCACCAGUGCUUAGGAGCAACAUCUUCCUACUUCAGUGUUGACUUGCCAUUCUUUCUGCAGGAGCAAGAGCUGUAUCAGAAGGAGGGACUGGGAGUCCGUGAAGUUCAUUAUGUCGACAACCAGGACUGCAUAGGUGGGUGCCACUGCCAAACCAUGUUCACCUUACUCCAUAGAGCCAUUUUUUGUUUACAAGCAGACAUCACGUUCGAGUGAUGGGACCUUGACAAAUUUAUCAGUGAAUGAGUGAUGACCAUGAAAACACAAGACUGAUGGCUAUAGCUGUGAUCAACAAGUAUAUUAUUCUUCUGGCUUUAUCUAGCUCUAUUUGGGAUAUUUGACCUUGCCUUGCUGGCUCGGUAUUUGUAUUUAUUAUCCCCAUUAUCUUCCUGGGGUCCAGCAAAAUUAAGGCAGUUAUAUACAUUUACAUUUACAUUUUAGUCAUUUAGCAGACGCUCUUAUCCAGAGCGACUUACAGUUAGUGAGUGCAUACAUUAUUUUUUCAUACUGGCCCCCCGUGGGAAUCGAACCCACAAACCUGGCGUUGCAAACGCCAUGCUCUACCAGCUGAGCUACAUCCCUGCCGGCCAUUCCCUCCCCUACCCUGGACGACGCUGGGCCAAUUGUGCGCCGCCUCAUGGGUCUCCUGGUCGCGGCCGGCUAUGACAGAGCCUGGAUAUAUACAGUGGGGAGAACAAGUAUUUGAUACACUGCCGAUUUUGCAGGUUUUCCUACUUACAAAGCAUGUAGAGGUCUGUAAUUUUUAUCAUAGGUACACUUCAACUGUGAGAGACGGAAUCUAAAACAAAAAUCCAGAAAAUGACAUUGUAUGAUUUCUAAGUAAUUAAUUUGCAUUUUAUUGCAUGACAUAAGUAUUUGAUCACCUACCAACCAGUAAGAAUUCCAGCUCUCACAGACCUGUUAAUUUUUCUUUAAGAAGCCCUCCUGUUCGCCACUCAUUACCUGUAUUAACUGCACCUGUUUGCACUCGUUACCUGUAUAAAAGACACCUGUCCACACACAAUCAAACAGACUCCAACCUCUCCACAAUGGCCAAGACCAGAGAGCUGUGUAAGGACAUCAGGGAUAAAAUUGUAGACCUGCACAAGGCUGGGAUGGGCUACAGGACAAUAGGCAAGCAGCUUGGUGAGAAGGCAACAACUGUUGGCGCAAUUAUUAGAAAAUGGAAGAAGUUCAAGAUGAGGGUCAAUCACCCUCGGUCUGGGGCUCCAUGCAAGAUCUCACCUCGUGGGGCAUCAAUGAUCAUGAGGAAGGUGAGGGAUCAGCCCAGAACUACACGGCAGGACCUGGUCAAUGACCUGAAGAGAGCUGGGACCACAGUCUCAAAGAAAACCAUUAGUAACACACUACGCCGUCAUGGAUUAAAAUCCUGCAGCGCACACAAGGUCCCCCUGCUCAAGCCAGCGCAUGUCCAGGCCUGUCUGAAGUUUGCCAAUGACCAUCUGGAUGAUCCAGAGGAGGAAUGGGAGAAGGUCAUGUGGUCUGAUGAGACAAAAAUAGAGCUUUUUGGUCUAAACUCCACUCGCCGUGUUUGGAGGAAGAAGAAGGAUGAGUACAACCCCAAGAACACCAUCCCAACCGUGAAGCAUGGAGGUGGAAACAUCAUUCUUUGGGGAUGCUUUUCUGCAAAGGGGACAGGACGACUGCACCGUAUUGAGGGGAGGAUGGAUGGGGCCAUGUAUCGCGAGAUCUUGGCCAACAACCUCCUUCCCUCAGUAAGAGCAUUGAAGAUGGGUCGUGGCUGGGUCUUCCAGCAUGACAACGACCCGAAACACACAGUCAGGGCAACUAAGGAGUGGCUCUGUAAGAAGCAUCUCAAGGUCCUGGAGUAGCCCAGCCAGUCUCCAGACCUGAACCCAAUAGAACAUCUUUGGAGGGAGCUGAAAGUCCGUAUUGCCCAGCGACAGCCCCGAAACCUGAAGGAUCUGGAGAAGGUCUGUAUGGAGGAGUGGGCCAAAAUCUGCAGUGUGUGCAAACCUGGUCAAGACCUACAGGAAACAUAUGAUAUCUGUAAUUGCAAACAAAGGUUUCUGUACCAAAUAUUAAGUUCUGCUUUUCUGAUGUAUCAAAUACUUAUGUCAUGCAAUAAAAUGCAAAUUAAUUACUUAAAAAUCAUACAAUGUGAUUUUCUGGAUUUCUGUUUUAGAUUCCGUCUCUCACAGUUGAAGUGUACCUAUGAUAAAAAUUACAGACCUCUACAUGCUUUGUAAGUAGGAAAACCUGCAAAAUCGGCUAUGUAUCAAAUACCUGUUCUCCCCACUGUAUACAUUACAUUACAUUUCACAACAGAUUUCAUUUCGGAUUACAUUUCAAAACAGAUUUAAUUUCAGAUUACAUUUCACAACAGAUUUCACAACCAUUAAGUUUGGUAGUUUGCUAGGUGUUCAAUCCUCCGAAGAAAUCUGCGAUUACGUGUUUUGAUAACUUGAACUGCAUUUGAAGUUGGAUGUUAUUGUAUUGACUCCAUAAACAAGCCCCUUUCUGGGGCAGAACUGCGCUCACAACCUUUCAUGACACAGCUGGGAGGGAAAUGGGUCUAUAUAUUAUUAGACAGAUCUUGUUGUGUAUUUCUUCUGCAGUAGGCUGUGAAGCCCAUAGAGAUUUCUAUGCUAUAUUUCAUUCUAUGGUGGAGCUCUUACAUAACCCCAAAAUCUUACAGUAUAUCUACAUAGAAGCCAGGACAUUUCCCAGAGCCUGGUUCUCACACAAUCAAUAUCUCAACUCAUCAGGGUGGAAGGUUUAACUCCCCAAGAGCAGCUCCUAAACUAUUUGGCUGUUUUAAUAUGUGGGACAGCACACUGACAACAAGUCUCUAGGUGACGCGUACCUGUACUGUAAGCUGCAAGGUCAAACAUAAGGCAAGGACUGGCUAUAGAAGGAAAGAGAUGGGAUCUGUUUCUGGCCUGGCUUUAGAAGGAAAGAGAUGGGAUCUGUUUCUGGCCUGGCUUUAGAAGGAAAGAGAUGGGAUCUGUUUCUGGCCUGGCUUUAGAAGGAAAGAGAUGGGAUCUGUUUCUGGCCUGGCUUUAGAAGGAAAAAAUGGGAUCUGUUUCUGGCCUGGCUUUAGAAGGAAAGAGAUGGGAUCUGUUUCUGGCCUGGCUUUAGAAGGAAAGAGAUGAGAUCUCUUUUUGGGUCUGACUAGGGGUGGCCUCUAAGAACCAAACAGAAGGAGAGGCAAGGAGAAUUGUGUGUGUGUGUGUGUGUGUGUGUGUGUGCGUUGCAGAGAUUGGAGUGGAAAUCUCCAGCAGCAGGAGGACUUGGAGUAAUAUAUAGAAAUAUAUGAUGAACUUGAAUCCCUGUGUGUUUAAGGCUCACACAAUACAUGAUGAGAUACAAACUGACAGAGAGAGAGAGACUGACAGAGAGAGACUGACAGAGAGAGACUGACAGAGGUGCAGACUGGCGGAGAUGUAGCCCUCCACUGAGCACUCGCACUUUCCAGAAACGGAGAUUGUCUGAAACCGUUUGGACUCAUUCCCUACUGCGGGUCAGAAGAAAGUCGAUAAAUGACAUUUUCAUUAUAACUGAAGUUGAAAAACUACUGUUCAGAGAGGUUUAAUCUCUGACAUGUAUUCUAUUUUAUUGAACAUAAGUGCCUCAUCCUAUGAUGCGUUGAGACAUGUUUGGGAGAGAGACAUUGGACAUGCAUUCAGUGAGGAAGACUGGUCUUCUAUCUGUGAAAGGGUCUACCCCAAAUGCACCUCCAUAAGCAUACAAUAACUACAUGUAAUUUUUUUUUAUAGAACCUACUUUACACCUGUCCGCCUUCACAGAAUGUUUUCCAAUGCAUCACAUUUAUGUUUAAAAUGUAAACAGGAUACUGGCACCUUCAUGCAUGUUUUUUGGUACUGUAGCAGAAUCCAGUCUUACUGGAAUGAUAUUCAUUUACACAUCCAGAAGAUCUUGGGUAGACAAUUUUUUAAAUUUUAUUUAACCUUUAUUUAACCAGGAAAGGCUAAUUGAGAUUUGAAAUCUCUUUUUCAAGAGCGUCCUGGCCAAGAUAGGCAGCACCAAGUCAUUACACAAUUACAGACAGACAACAUGAAAAACUACAAGUAAUCUAGUAAACAUCCAUAGAAAUCACAGGCGCAUAACAAAAUCAUAAAACUGCAAUUUAAAAACAUUGACAGAUCAAGGAAUCAGCCUUAAUCCUUCAUCAAUGAUUUAAAAACACCAAUCGGGACAAGUUCUUCCAGCUUAAAAGUAUGUUGUAAGGCGUUCCAAGCCGAUGGCGCAGAGUACAUAAAAGCUAUUUUACCAAAUUCAGUUCGUACAUUUGGAACAGUUAGCAGGAUAAAGUCCUGCGAACGAAGGGAGUACCCACCACAUUUCUGAAGAAUAAAAAUGGCCAGAUAAAAUGGUUGGAAACCCAAAAUGGGUUUAUUUGCUUUUUCACUGAAUUUAUAUUUGCUCUACUUUGAUUGUACAGUUGUGUUCGACCCUGACUCUGAACGUCUGUUCAAUACCCUUGUUUACUUAGCCAUAUUGUUAUUAUGGUCCACACCUGAAGUACCAUCUACCAGAAUGUGGCUUACUCAAGCUCCUGCUAUUCUACCCCUAGAGAAACCUACCUUUUCAUUUACACCAGAAGUCUGAUACAUCUGAUCUCCAUUGUGGUCCUAUGUAGAAAACCUCCCAUAAAUGCAUUCCUCCAUUCUAUGACUGCCUUUUUGUAUAAUGUUUUGCUGUAUCCUUAUUCCUUUUAUGGUACUCAGUCUGUGUGGUGGUCUUUGUAGUUAGUCUGUGUGGUGGUCUUUGUUUGGUUGUCUACGUAACCCCUGUUAAAAGAAAAUAACAUUCUAAUAAAAAGAGAAUUACAACAACAACAAAAAAACAUCCCGUUGGUGACAAGGUGAACCAUUUAGAUUUGUAUAUCAAACAGAGUUAUGAUUAUUCAGCUGCCAGGUUAACUGGCAGCCAUGAAUAAUGUUUAUAUGACUUGCAAAUGACCUGCUGGAUGUCCAUUUAAAUAUAUAAUCAUUCUCCCCCCAAGUUAUGCACAGUUGCCUAAUAAUGCAAAUGUAUUGGUGUGCCUCCGUCAGAUCCUAUUCCAAACAUCAUGUCCUGAAUGAAUAAUUCACUGGGAGAUAUUAUGAUGAACAUCUGGAUCAACAAGGCAUUGUGCCUCCAAUUUGAACACCAGACGCCUCAGACCACACCGCACAGUGAAAGAUACAAAGGUUGUCAAUGUUCCGGGAAAGGGAACAUUGAGUCACCGGCCGCUCCUCUCUGGAAUAGGAUAGAAUAUAACUUUACUGUCUACACAGUGUGGACAUUUUGCAUAUGGCUUCACACAGUGACAUUGACAAACUUUAAAAACACUGAUGGCAUUACAACAUUAGGAGCACAGGACUUUUAAAUUUAGUUUCCCUCUUGGGGAUCAAUAAAGAACUUUCUUAUCUCAAUAAUUGGACUUGAACUGAACGUGCUGCUGACUGCAUCCGUAAAAAUGCAUCUUAUUUAUUCCCAUAGACCUGGUGGAAGCCAAGCUGGUAGGCAUCCUGGACAUUCUGGAUGAAGAGAACCGCCUACCACUGCCCAGCGACCAGCACUUUGCAGAGGCCGUCCACAGCAAGCACAAAGACCACUUCAGACUGACGGUGAGAGCUUUGGGUGGAAGAUGUCUGCAGGCACAUAUCUGGGAUCAGCUUACCAACCCUGGAUCCUAACUUGAACCAUUUUAUAUUGAAAAAUGCUAAACUGACCUUAGGUCAGCUUUUAGUCAAUUGAUAAUGCCUUGUCUAACCAGACCUUCAUGCUGAGGGGUCAGAAUGGUAUCCUAAUAGACGUUCUGCUACCUUUUCUAUGUGAAACUCUAGAGCUAUUGUGAACCAGCAGCCCCAGUACCUUAAGGAACCUUUGUUCCUCUUUCUAUACGUUUUAACAGGCGUAGAAUCCUGUUUGAAAUGCUGCAUUGGUAUCAAUUCAGAUCAAAGGAUUAGACUGGGCCGGCUGCAGAUGGUUUUUAUGUGAUAUUAAUCAUCACUUUCAUAUUGAAAUGAAGAAUAUUCUCUCAGUUGUUUAUGGCCAUGUAAUAUUAACCACGAUACCAUACCACCAGAGCUAGGUGCGUAUUCUUUUAUAAAUCGUAUCCACACACAAUGUAAAAUCAUACUGUUAGCGCUGGUCAUGCAAAUUGUUGAGGGUCUUAUAGACACACACCAACACAUACACACACACCAACACACACACACGGAUUAACACACACACACACCAACACUCAUACACACACCAACACAUACACACCAACACAUACACACACACCAACUCAUACACACUCACACGCAGACACACACCAACACUCAUACACACACCAACACAUACUCAUACACACUCACACUCAUAUAUACACCAACACUCAUACACACCAACACAUACACACAGCAACACAUACACACCAACACAUACAGUGGGGAGAACAAGUAUUUGAUACACUGCCGAUUUUGCAGGUUUUCCUACUAAUUUUUAUCAUAGGUACACUUCAACUGUGAGAGACGGAAUCUAAAACAAAAAUCACAUUGUAUGAUUUUUAAGUAAUUAAUUUGCAUUUUAUUGCAUACCAACACCUACACACACCAACACAUACACACACAUACACUCAUACACACUCACACGCAGACACACACCAACACAUACACACACACCAACAAAUACAGUGGGUAAAAAAAGUAUUUAGUCAGCCACCAAUUGUGCAAGUUCUUCCACUUAAAAAGAUGAGAGAGGCCUGUAAUUUUCAUCAUAGGUACACGUCAACUAUGACAGACAAAUUGAGUAAGAAAAAUCCAGAAAAUCACAUUGUAGGAUUUUUAAUGAAUUUAUUUGCAAAUUAUGGUGGAAAAUAAGUAUUUGGUCAAUAACAAAAGUUUCUCAAUACUUUGUUAUAUACCCUUUGUUGGCAAUGGCACAGGUCAAACAUUUUCUGUAAGUCUUCACAAGGUUUUCACACACUGUUGCUGGUAUUUUGGCCCAUUCCUCCAUGCAGAUAUCCUCUAGAGCAGUGAUGUUUUGGGGCUGUCGCUGGGCAACACGGACUUUCAACUCCCUCCAAAGAUUUUCUAUGGGGUUGAGAUCUGGAGACUGGUUAGGCCACUCCAGGACCUUGAAAUGCUUCUUACGAAGCCACUCCUUCGUUGCCCGGGCGGUGUGUUUGGGAUCAUUGUCAUGCUGAAAGACCCAGCCACGUUUCAUCUUCAAUACCCUUGCUGAUGGAAGGAGGUUUUCACUCAAAAUCUCACGAUACAUGGCCCCAUUCAUUCUUUCCUUUACACGGAUCAGUCGUCCUGGUCCCUUUGCAGAAAAACAGCCCCAAAGCAUGAUGUUUCCAUCCCCAUGCAGUAGGUAUGGUGUUCUUUGGAUGCAACUCAGCAUUCUUUGUCCUCCAAACACGACGAGUUGAGUUUUUACCAAAAAGUUAUAUUUUGGUUUCAUCUGACCAUAUGACAUUCUCCCAAUCCUCUUCUGGAUCAUCCAAAUGCACUCUAGCAAACUUCAGACGGGCCUGGACAUGUACUGGCUUAAGCAGGGGGACACGUCUGGCACUGCAGGAUUUGAGUCCCUGGCGGCGUAGUGUGUUACUGAUGGUAGGCUUUGUUACUUUGGUCCCAGCUCUCUGCAGGUCAUUCACUAGGUCCCCCUGUGUGGUUCUGGGAUUUUUGCUCACCCUUCUUGUGAUCAUUUUGACCCCACGGGGUGAGAUCUUGCGUGGAGCCCCAGAUCGAGGGAGAUUAUCAGUGGUCUUGUAUGUCUUCCAUUUCCUAAUAAUUGCUCCCACAGUUGAUUUCUUCAAACCAAGCUGCUUACCUAUUGCAGAUUCAGUCUUCCCAGCCUGGUGCAGGUCUACAAUUUUGUUUCUGGUGUCCUUUGACAGCUCUUUGGUCUUGGCCAUAGUGGAGUUUGGAGUGUGACUGUUUGAGGUUGUGGACAGGUGUCUUUUAUACUGAUAACAAGUUCAAACAGGUGCCAUUAAUACAGGUAACGAGUGGAGGACAGAGGAGCCUCUUAAAGAAGAAGUUACAGGUCUGUGAGAUCCAGAAAUCUUGCUUGUUUGUAGUUGACCAAAUACUUAUUUUCCACCAUCAUUUGCAAAUAAAUUCAUAAAAAAUCCUACAAUGUGAUUUUCUGGAUUUUUUUUCCUCAAUUUGUCUGUCAUAGUUGACGUGUACCUAUGAUGAAAAUUACAGGCCUCUCAUCUUUUUAAGUGGGAGAACUUGCACAAUUGGUGGCUGACUAAAUACUUUUUUCCCCCACUGUAUACACUCACCAACACAUACACACACACCAACACAUAUACACAGACACUGUGUAUUAUGUAAAGAGGGUCUAAUGUAAUAUGUUGCUGCUGUCUCUUCAGGUCCCUAGGAAGUCCAAGCUGGCUGUCCACAGGAACGUCAGAGAUGAUGAAGGAUUCAUCGUCAGACACUUUGCCGGAGCCGUGUGCUACGAGACGGUAACCGUUACGCACAUCGAUGGUUAUAUGUUGAUUUGCUCUUGUAUGAUUAACCUUGGAUGAUUGGUUGUUAACACUCCGUUAUAUCUGAAACAUGGUGUUUUAUACAUUUUUCAGGACAAUAUACAGAUGCUGCUGGUAAUAGUCUUCUUAGCAGUAGGACACAUGGCAAAGUCUAUUUAUUGAAUGUUUUGUGUAUGCGUGUGUAUAUGUUUGUGUGUACGUACGUGUGUGUGCAUGUACGUACGUGUGUGUGUGUGUGCAUGUACGUACGUGUGUGUGUGUGUGUGUGUGUGUGUGUGUGUGUGUGUGUGUGUGUGUGUGUGUGUCUGCAGACCCAGUUUGUAGAGAAGAAUAAUGAUGCUCUCCACAUGUCCUUGGAGAGCCUGGUGUGUGAGUCCAAGGACAAGUUUGUGAGGGAGCUUUUUGAGAACUCCAACAACAGCAAGGAAUCCAAACAAAAGGCUGGCAAACUCAGCUUCAUCAGUGUGGGCAACAAAUUCAAGGUGAGGAAGGAGAAUGUAGCAGCACCUGGCUCUGAGAUGUCACUUUGAUUGGAAUACAUUCUUCUAGUUCAAGUUAAUUUGUGUAAACCUGAAAUUCUUACUCGUUUUGAUAUUGUAUCACACAAUGCUUUCGCUGUUGAAGUGAGUAGUGUGUUCAUUUUUCUGCCAUUGAAAUACUUGGGCGAGCCGCCCAAGCGUUUUUUUCGGGUCGCCCAAGUCCAAACAGUGAAAAUACAUUUUCGGGUUGGAAAAAACGCUUUCAGUGUAAACUUAGAAAAGAUAAUGGACCUACUGUAAAUAUUUUGUAAGAAUAUAAUCUUUGAGAACUGAAAAUCACCGAAAUAAAAGACAGUGAGGGAGAAUUGAAAAUUCUAAAAACAAUGAAUUUAGCAGUAUAGGUUUUGUUAUUAUGUUUGCGCAAAAUAACACAGCAUUAGCCAUGUUAAAAUGCAUAGAAUUGCAGGAAAUUUGCUUUAAAACUACAACAUUUUCUCUCAGCGCCAUUGAAGAAUAUGUAGAACUGCAGGAAAUUUGCUUUUAAACUGCAAAAAUGUAUCUCAGCUACAUUGAGAAAUUUGAAGAAUUGCAGGAAAUUUGCAAAAAAAAUGUUAAAAAAGAAUACAAUCUCUACACUGCCAAGAUAGGGGCCUCUAAAAUUGUCUCAAAUUCAGACGAGUCGCCUCGCCCCCUGCCACGCCCUACGCCCCUUUUUGAUCCGGAAACAAACCCUGGUGUUUAGUUUGUAGUCUAAUAAUUUUUUCCAAUUGCUUAUUUCAGAUGUUUUCUGACACAAUGUUAGAGAAAACUGUGUACCAUUUUCCAACUUUGACCUUUGAACUUCUAACGCCUUUCCUCUCCUUGCCACUGUUCUUCCAUCCCUCCAUCCCUCCUUUCCUCUGUAGGCCUCUUCCAGUCCCCCACCUCUUUUCCUGAGAAAUCCUUCCUUUGUGGAAAAAGGUGGAUAAAGUCAGCUAGAGAAAGGGUAUGAUAAAGUCAGAGAGAGCGAGAGAAAGUAGCAGCAGGGCUAAAAGUCAGUCAGGAAGAAGCAUAGCGUCAGCCAGGGACAGAAGGCCAUUUGUCUCACUGUUGAUUGUUUCAAUAACCCUGUACUGCGUCAGCAGAUGCACACAGAGCACCCAUCACUGUUUUCCUAUCAUACUCCUCCUCCACCUGUCUUCCUCUAUGGUCUGUUUGUGUGUGGUGAUGCUUGAGUUGACGCUUUUAUCACUAAUUCAUCACAUAAGACAUGGACACAAAGACCUGAGUGUAGCAUUGUAGAGAAAAGAGCAAGAUGGGAUCUAUUCCGUUUGAUGACACACAGAUGUGCUUUAAUAAAACAUCAAAUCAAAUUUGAAAAGUUAGGCAAUGUGAGGCAAUCUAUUGAAAUGCAAUGGUUUGAGGAAGGGAACAUAGUUAAGUUAUAUUUUUUAUUUUAAUAUGUUUAAAAUAUUUAUCUCCACACUACCGGUCAAAAGUUUUAGAACACCUACUCAUUCAAGGGUUUUUCUUUAUUUUUACUAUUUUCUACAUUGUUGAAUAAUAGUGAAGACAUCCAAACUAUGAAAUAACACAUAUGGAAUCAUGUAGUAAAAUAUAUUUGAGAUUUGAGAUUCUUCAAAUAGCCACCAUUUGUCUUGAUGACAGGUUUGCACACGCUUGGCAUUCUCUCAACCAGCUUCAUGAGGUAUUCACCUGGAAGCAUUUCAAUUAACAGGUGUGCCUUCUUAAAAGUUAAUUUGUGGAAUUUCUUUCCUUCUUAACGCAUUUGAGUCCAUCAGUUGUGUUGUGACAAGGUAAGGGGGGUGUACAGAAGAUAGUCCUAUUUGGUAAAAGACCAAGUCCAUAUUAUGGCAAGAACAGCUCAAAUAAGCAAAGAGAAACGACAGUCCAUCAUUACUUUAAGACAUGAAGGUCAGUCAAUACGGACAUUUUCAAGAACAUUGAAGUGCAGUCUCAAAAACCAUCAAGCGCUAUGAUGAAACUGGCUCUCAUGAGGACCGCCACAGCAAUGGAAGACCCAGAGUUACCUCUGCUUCAGAGGAUAAGUUCAUUAGAUUUACCAGCCUCAGAAAUUGCAGCCCAAAUAAAUGCUUCACAAAGUUCAGGUAACAGACACAUCUCAACAUCAACUGUUCAGAGGAGACUGUGUGAAUGAGGCCUUCAUCAUCGAAUAGAUGCAAAGAAACCACUACUAAAGGACACCAAUAAGAAGAAGAGACUUGCUUGGGCCAAGAAACACGAGCAAUGGACAUUAGACUGGUGGAGAUUUGUCCUUUGGGUAUGGAGUCCAAAUUUGAGAUUUUUGGUUCCAACCGCCAUGUCUUUGUGAGACGCAUUGUGGGUGAAUGGAUGAUCUCCGCAUGUGUAUUUCCCACGGUAAAGCAUGGAGGAGGAGGUGUUAUGGUGUGGGGGUGCUUUGCUGGUGACACUGUCUGGGAUUUAUUUAGAAUUCAAGGCACACUUAACCAGCAUGGCUACCACAGCAUUCUGCAGCGAUACGCCAUCCCAUCUGGUUUGGGCUUAGUGGGACUAUCAUUUGUUUUUCAACAGGACAAUGACCCAACACACCUCCAGGCUGUGUAAGGGCUAUUUUACCAAGAAGGAGAGUGAUGGAGUGCUGCAUCAGAUGACCUGGCCUCCACAAUCCCCCGACCUCAACCAAAUUGAGAUGGUUUGGGAUGAGUCGUACCGCAGAGUGAAGGAAAAGCAGCCAACAAGUGCUCAGCAUAUGUGGGAACUCCUUCAAGACUGUUGGAAAAGCAUUCCAGGUUAAGGUGGUUGAGAGAAUGCCAAGAGUGUGCAAAUCUGUCAUCAAGGCAAAGGGUGGCAUUUGAAGAAUCUCAAAUAUAAAAUAUAUUUUGAUUGGUUUAACACUUUUUUGGUUACUACAUGAUUCCAUAUGUGUUAUUUCAUCGUUUUGAUGUCUUCACUAUUAUUCUACAAUGUAGAAAAUAGUAAAAAUACAGAAAAAUCCUUGAAUGAGUAGGUGUUAUAAAACUUUUGACCAGAAGUGUACUAUCAGCAGUUGCCAAGUUGGUUCCUGCAUACAGUCAUUCUCUUGUGUUGCAUAAAAGUAUCUACAUGGCACAGUUUCAGUAAAUGUUGUAUAUAUCUUGCGAAAACAUUCAAAGUAAUUUAGGACUGUUGAAAGCAAAUCAUAUUGAGAACAAUGAGAAUCCUCCUGAGUCAUGCAGGGUUCUUUGUGUUUCUGUGUGCUGUUAUCCCUCACCUGUUCACAUGGAAGCAUGUCUAACUUUCUUUUGGGUGUGUCAGCAUUAUAACUAAUGCUCUUUUUCAGUUGUAAAUGUGCAACGUCAAAUAUAUUCCCAAUUUGUUUGUAAGUGCUCCAAACCACCUUCUUGUGUGGUGUGGUGGGACUCAGACUAGGUAUUAAACACGCUUCUUUCUCUGCCUGCCUUCACAGACCCAGUUGAACUUACUGCUGGAGAAGCUUCGCAGCACUGUGAGUAUCUUUGCCAUAUCUGAUGUCCUCUAUCUCACACUGGUAGUCAGAAGCUGGCCUCAGAUUGCAUGUGAUAGAUAUGAUUGACAUGUCUUUCAAAGGGUUCCAGCUUUAUUCGCUGUGUGAAACCCAACUUGAAGAUGGUUAGCCACCAGUUUGAAGGAGCCCAGAUUCUGUCUCAGCUGCAGUGUUCAGGUAUUGGCUAGGAGAGUAAGAAUAUACUCUCAAAACUAUUAUUAACACAUCACAGAAUAAAAAAAACUGUAGUUCAUUAUCAGUUCUAAAGAUUACGACGGAUACACACACAUACACGAACACACACCACUUUUGGUUUCGGUUCCUUUUCAAGACAUUCUCUCCCCUUUCCUCACCAGGCAUGGUGUCAGUUCUGGACCUGAUGCAGGGAGGCUUCCCCUCCCGAGCCCCCUUCCAUGAGCUCUACAACAUGUACAAACAGUAUAUGCCUGACAAGCUCACACGACUGGACCCCAGGCUCUUCUGCAAGGUGGUGGGCUCCCCCAAAAGCAGCCUUCCAUAUCAUAUAAACCUUGCAUUAUUCAGAUGUUAAUACUUUUAUAAGACUUUGACUGGUGGUUUUUGUUCUUGCUCCUCUGCAGGCUUUGUUCAAAGCACUGGGGCUGAAUGAGAAUGACUACAAGUUUGGCUUGACCAGAGUGUUCUUCCGCCCUGGGAAGGUAAGCACUGAUUUCAGCUUUCUUUUUAAUGCUCUACAGUCUGUGCAUGAAUGUCAUCGGGCCAAAUUACCUUGAGUAAUUCUCUUGAUGUCCUGUUUCGGGGUCAGUUUGCGGAGUUUGACCAGAUCAUGAAGUCGGACCCGGACCACCUGGCAGAGCUGGUGAAGAAGGUCAACCAGUGGCUGGUCGUCAGCCGUUGGAAGAAGGUCCAGUGGUGCUCCCUCUCUGUCAUCAAACGUACGUCAACACCCCUGACUCAUACUCUCACUGAGCUGGACAACGCACUGGAGAACAAUAGCACUCCUCCUAGUUAACAGUAAUAAUGGAUUUAGUUGUUAGGGACCGAUACAAUGAAAAUAUUAACACAUUGAAUCAUCCACAUUCAGCUGCAUUGCACCCUCUUGCUUUAGGUUGAGCUAAUUUGCAGCGUCAGUCCGUACAGGGGCUUUAAAAUGGUGGAAAAUAAAAGACAAGAAAGAAAUCUAAAUUGUCAAACAAAACAGCCAAUAUAAUGAAUAGGGUUCAAAUGAUUCAGGAGUUGCCAAACUUCUCAUAACUUUACAUCAUUUUGGCUCUACUUCUUCAGGGCAAGAGUUUGAGAGAUACUGUGUUUUUCCCCUCCAUUUAGUCGAACACUGAUUACCACACUCUGACAGCUGUGUUCCACUAUCAUAUUUCUUAUGUUUCACAUUUCUAUUGCAUUUUGCUAUUUGUUUCGAAUGCUCGAGGCAAUCUUGCACACUAAAAGCAGUUCCUUGAACCAUUAGCCUCCGUGCCAAGUUGUAUUGAUUUUCCCCCCAUUUAACAAAGUGAGGCACCGGCAGUGCUUAUUAGGGUAAAGCGUCAAAUCAAUGAUAUCACGUAAGUAAUAACUGUAGACUGCCUCGGCCCACCAGUUGCCUGCAUAUUUCACCAUCAGGAUAUCUAAUAUCUGAGGAUGUAUGCACUGUGACGGCUGGCUGCUCUUCCAUUUAUUUUCCACAAAAAAAACUCCAACUUAAUAUCCCUAGUUCAGUUAACAGAUCUUAGGGAGUUGUGUGUGGCUUUAUCUCUGUGUGAAUUGGCCCAGUACUAUGUUGAUUAGAUUUGACGAUUUAUUUGCCUCUCUCUCCCUUUCUUUCUCUCCCCCCCUCCCCCCACAGUAAAGGAGAAGAUGAAGUAUCGUGCCUCUGCCCUUAUUAAGAUUCAGAAGACCAUCCGCAUGUGGCUCUGUAAGAGGAAACAUAAGCCACGGUGGGUGUGUACACACACACACACACACACACAAGUGCGCACACAGACACAUUAUCUUUGUUUAAAAGUGCUUCACACUCUGUGCCUUUUGAUGGCUUCUCCACAUUGUGCAGUUAGAAGUUCAAAUCAAUCUGGAGAGCUCAGCCGUGACUCGUGGCACUCUCUGUCACCCUAUUGCAUAUAGAAGAUAUAUAUUGCUUUGGUGAAUGCAUCCAUCCGGGUGAUGGCUUUUUGAAUUGUCUUGUGUGUAUGUGCACGUGCGAGCGUGCUCACACUUAUGUUUGCGUGCGUGCGUGCGUGGGUGCACAUGUACUCACGUGUGUGUGCACAUGCACUUUUAUGUGCUCUUACACGUGUGUGUGUGCGCUCAUACGGCCACAGCAUCGACGGCAUGGUGAAGGUGCGGAACCUGAAGAUGCGGAUGGAACGCUUCAACGAGGUGGUGGGUGCUCUGAAGGAGGGAAAGCAGGAGAUGGCCCAGCUGGUGCAGGAGCUGGGGGCCUCCAUCGACACCUUCAUGGCCAAGAUCAAGGUGAGUAGGGCUCUCCUAGGCACAGAUCUAGGAUCAGCUUCCCCUGCCCCAAUCCUAACCUUAAAGGUCCAAUGCAGCUGUUUUAUCUCAAUAUCAAAUCAUUUCUGGGUAACAAUGAAGUACCUUACUGUGAUUUGUUUUCAAUUAAAAUGGUCAAAAAUAAACAAAAAUUGCUUCUUAGCAAAAAUCAAGAAUUUAGCUAGGACUGUCUGGGAGUUGUCUGAGUGGGGAAAACUGAAAACUAGCUGUUAUUGGCAGAGAGGCUUUUCUUAUUGGUUUAUUAACUAAUUUACCGCCUGGUGAUGUCACCAGGCAGGCCGAAACAGGCUGAAAUGUUAGACGGUCUUUUCAAACAACUCUUACACUAAAAGGGCAUGAUCAUAAUUUUCACAAUUUCAGUAUUAUUACAACCUCAUAUCAUAAAUGUAUAUAAAACACAGGAAAAUCGUGUUUUUUGACUGUACUUGGCCUUUAACCAUUAGUGGGGAAAACACUAAACAGACCCAGAGUCUAUGGCAGGGAUCAUCAACUAGAUCCAGCUGCAGGAAGAUUUUUUUGUUGAGUGGAUGGUCAGGGGUCCAGAACAUAAUUACAAAUAAUUUGUAGACUUAAAAUUGACCACAAGAAGCCCAAAAAGAUAUUUGACUAAAACAUAAUUUCAAACAUGGCUUACAUUUGUAUACAUAUAUAUCUCUCAGUUAUGUGUGGGAAUACUUUGGAAAAGAUUUCCAAAAUUAAAAUCACUUGGAACUGAUUUUCUUGUGUUUUUACAGUCUAAUAUGUCCAACAAUAAAAAUUGCUCAGAAAACUUGGGGGGCAAAUAAAAUCACCCCUCCAGUUGGGGAAACCUGGUCUAGGGCCAUCUUCACCCUACACAGAGGAGGCCAGGGUGACUCACAUGUCUUAACUUUCUAAUCUAAUCCCGCUAAUCUCAUUGCAUCUCUCUCUAAUCUCAUUUCAUCUCCCUGUCAUCUCAUCAGAAAGCCAUUUCCUGGGGUUGUUUUGAUCUGUAAUCCUUUAAAAUGGCUAAAUAUGGUAAGGGAUCUCCCCUCUAUUCCUCUGCCAUAAACACCAAUCUAUAUAUGGUAUGGGAUCACCCCUCUUUCCUUCUGCUAGAAACACCAGUCUAAAUAUGGUAAGGGAUCACCCCUCUUUCCUUCUGCUAGAAACACCAGUCUAAAUAUGGUAAGGGAUCACCCCUCUUUCCUUCUGCUAGAACACCAGUCUAAAUAUGGUUAGGGAUCUCCACUCUCUCCCUCUGCUAGAAACACCAGUCUAGAUAUGGUUAGGGAUCUCCCCUCUAUCCCUCUGCUAGAAACACCAGUCUAGAUAUGGUUAGGGAUCUCCCCUCUCUCCCUCUGCUAGAAACACCAGUCUAAAUAUGGUUAGGGAUCUCUCCUCUUUCCUUCUGCUAGAAACACCAGUCUAAAUAUGGUUAGGGAUCGCCCCUCUUUCCUUCUGCUAGAAACACCAGUCUAAAUAUGGUUAGGGAUCUCCCCUCUCUCCCUCUGCUAGAAACACCAGUCUAGAUAUGGUUAGGGAUCUCCCCUCUAUCCCUCUGCUAGAAACACCAGUCUAGAUAUGGUUAGGGAUCUCCCCUCUCUCCCUCUGCUAGAAACACCAGUCUAAAUAUGGUUAGAGAUCUCCCCUCUCUCCCUCUGCUAGAAACACCAGUCUAAAUAUGGUUAGGGAUCUCCCCUCUCUCCCUCUGCUAGAAACACCAGUCUAAAUAUGGUUAGGGAUCUCCCCUCUCUCCCUCUGCUAGAAACACCAGUCUAAAUAUGGUUAGGGAUCUCCCCUCUCUCCCUCUGCUAGAACACCAGUCUAAAUAUGGUUAGGGAUCUCCCCUCUCUCCCUCUGCUAGAAACACCAGUCUAAAUAUGGUUAGGGAUCUCCCCUCUCUCCCUCUGCUAGAAACACCAGUCUAAAUAUGGUUAGGGAUUUCCACUCUCUCCCUCUGCUAGAAACACCAGUCUAAAUAUGGUUAGGGAUCUCCCCUCUCUCCCUCUGCUAGAAACACCAGUCUAAAUAUGGUUAGGGAUCUCCCCUCUCUCCCUCUGCUAGAAACACCAGUCUAAAUAUGGUUAGGGAUCUCCCCUCUCUCCCUCUGCUAGAAACACCAGUCUUAUUUAGGGCCUCUGAGUGGGUGACACAUCAACCCAACCCACAUUUUUUUUUUACAUUUUAUUCAUUUAGCAGACGCUCUUAUCCAGAGCGACUUACAGUUAGUGAGUGCGUACAUUUAUUUUUCAUACUGGCCCCCUGUGGGAAUCGAACCCACAACCCUGGCGUUGCUAGCGCCAUGCUCUACCAACUGAGCUACACGGGGCCACAUGCUAUCCAGACUCUGAGUUGUGUAAUUGAUUCCCUAAUUAUUUUAGUGUUGUCAGUAAAUUUUGACUUUGUAGCCGGAUGUGUGUUAGCUGGUUAGUUAUCCCAGAGACUAGAUGACUGACAUCCGAGCAGAACAUUUUCCACAUGAGCAAAUGUCUCUGGUCCACUCUCUUUCUCUCCUCCCUAGCGCCCUAGUUCAGUCACCUCUGUGCCUCUGCCCGACCCUACGCUCCUCUGUUAGCCCAUUGGCAUCUGCUCUGUGUUCACCAGCGCCCAACACAAUUCCCAGCCCUUUAUGACGCACAUAGCGUAGCAUCACUAAGGGCCUAGCGUAGCAUCGCUAAGGCCCUAGCGUAGCAUCGCUAGCUGAAUUAUACAAGAACCAUAAACAAUGUCUGUCAUUCAGUCAUCUUGUAAUUUCCCUGCUGCGGUGUCUGUCUGAACCAUGUCAGGAAAAUCAAUCCACCCUAUACCCCCCACUGAUAGGCUGACAGACAGGAUGUGACACUGAAGUGACCAGGGCACCAGUGGUAGAAGUAGCAGGUGGUGGUGGGGCUCUCAGUCGUUGUGUCUCUGGUUAGCUUAUUGAAUACAUCUGGAGGGUGUCACAACCCUAAACAGUCAAGGGGAUUUGUGCAGAGUCAGCCAGGCUCACUGCGGAGGGCUGCAUCUCUCACUUCCUGGAAUUGGACAGUUUUAAUUACACCACUUAUAUAGGAAACAAGGAUUAAAUUAGAUUCUGGGAUAUUGAGAAUUGGAUGAUACUUUUAGCAUAUUCCCCAUAGACUUUUCAGUGUAUCUCAUAUACCUAUGUUAAAGUCGGUGUGCUCCAUCUGCAGCAGUGCUAAUGGGGACAGUAGUAGCACAUAUUGGGUAUCAUAACCAACGAUAAACAGGGUUUAGUCUAUGAAGGUGUAUGUUGUCUAUAUGUUUAUAAUUCUGACCAUGACAUACUGUGUGACAACUCAAGUCCAAAUAAUUCUGGUUUUAGCCUAUACAUCUUUUUUGGAAUAGGCCUAUAUGUUGAUGCCAAUGACCUUGAACUAUGACACCACUCCUUUGACCUAUGCCCCCUCCUAUAGGCCACGGUGAUGACCCGUAAGGAGAUUAACCAGAAGUACCAGGGGCUGGUGAAGAGCUCGGAGCAGCUGCUCUCCUCCAUGCAGAAGAAGAAGCAGGAGGAAGAGGAGCUGGAGCGGCUGCGGCUCAUCGAAGAGGAGAUGGAGAGAGAGAGGAAGAGGAGGGAGGAGGAGGACCAGCAACGGCAGCAGGACGAGAGCGACAGAAAGAAGUAAGUGGAGGGGUAUCGGAUGUAUACAAGACAGACAUAAAUGGGCUAGCACUAGGGUGGGUUAUUUCAGUAGUGGAGGGCUGCACUGUGUGCAGGCUUUUGGAUCUAGUGUGUUAGUGCUGGGCUGGAAUAAAUGCCUGCACAGUGCACCCACAGCAGCCCUCCGUGUUUUGGUUGAAGUCAUUGACAUGACCUCUCAAUUUUAAAGAAACCCCCAACAGGAUAUGUCCAGAGUUGAUGCUCAGAGAUUGAGUUUAUACAUGGUUCAUCGUUCGAUCAUGUCAUUGAGAACAUUGAUCAGCAGGAGGCAUGUCCAUCUGUGAUCUAAAGUAACAUGGCGUUUUGCCAUAUAAGAGCAUUAACCACCUCUGUCGUCCCUGCCCCCUCUCAUUAGGAAAUCAGAGAUGGAGCAUAAGAGGAAGCAUGAGGAGGAGGAGAGGAAGAGGAGGGAGGAAGAAAAGAGGAUUAUGCAGGUUUGUGACCCCACUGAAGUGAUAUUUUUGUGGAAAAGGAGAGCUUUGUUACCCUUCCCCUCCUACAAGACACACCAAACACAUAUUGACCCUAUUGCCUGAUAGUAGCCUGUAGUCUCUUACUACGGAUUAGCCUGUAAUCUCUUACUAUGUAGCCUGUAAUCUCUUACUAUGGAGUAACCUGUAGUCUCUUACUAUGGAGUAGCCUGUAAUCUCUUACUAUGGAGUAGCAUGUAAUCUCUUACUACGGAGUAGCCUGUAAUCUCUUACUACGGAGUAGCCUGUAAUCUCUUACUACGGAGUAGCCUGUAAUCUCUUACUACGGAGUAGCCUGUAAUCUCUUACUACGGAGUAGCCUGUAAUCUCUUACUACGGAGUAGCCUGUAAUAUCUUACUAUGGAGUAGCCUGUAAUCUCUUACUACGGAGUAGCCUGUAGUCUCUUACAAUGGAGUAGCAUGUAAUCUCUUACUAUGGAGUAGCCUGUAAUCUCUUACUACGGAGUAACCUGUAGUCUCUUACUAUGGAGUAGCCUGUAAUCUCUUACUAUGGAGUAGCAUUUAAUCUCUUACUAUGGAGUAGCCUGUAAUCUCUUACUACGGAGUAGCCUGUAAUCUCUUACUAUGGAGUAGCCUGUAAUCUCUUACGACGGAGUAGCCUGUAAUCUCUUACUACAGAGUAGCCUGUAAUCUCUUACUACAGAGUAGCCUGUAAUCUCUUACUAUGGAGUAGCCUGUAAUAUCUUACUACGGAGUAGCCUGUAGUCUCUUACAAUGGAGUAGCCUGUAAUAUCUUACUAUGGAGUAGCCUGUAAUCUCUUACUACGGAGUAGCCUGUAAUCUCUUACUACGGAGUAGCCUGUAAUCUCUUACUACGGAGUAGCCUGUAAUCUCUUACUACGGAGUAGCCUGUAGCUUCUUACUAUGGAGUAGCCUGUAAUCUCUUAAUAUUGAAUAGCCUGUAAUCUCUUACUAUGGAGUAGCCUGUAAUCUCUUACUAUGGAAUAGCCUGGAAUCUCUUACUAUGGAGUAGCAUGUAGUCUCUUACUAUGGAGUAGCCUGUAAUCUCUUACUAUGGAGUAGUUUGUAAUCUCUUUCUACGGAGUAGUUUGUAGUCUCUUACAAUGGAGUAGCAUGUAGUCUCUUACUAUGUAGCCUGUAAUCUAUUACUACGGAGUAGCCUGUAAUCUCUUACUAUGGAAUAGCCUGUAAUCUCUUUCUAUGGAGUAGCCUGUAAUCUCUUACUAUGGAGCAGCAUGGAUUGAUUUCUUACCAGUCGUAAUUGUUGUACUGAGAUCUCUAUAUAUUUAAUCUGUGUAUAUAUAUACGAAUAUUUUUUCUUUCAACCUAAUAAAAUAUAUAUGUGGCAUUUAGCAGACGCUUUUAUCCAAAGUGACUUAGUCAUGAGAAUCGAACCCACAACCCUGGCAUUGCAAGCGCCAUGCUCUACCAACUGAGCUACACCACUGUUCCCACUGAGUGAAAGUCAUUGGCUCCCCCGUCUCACAGGGAGACGGCCAGGGUCUUGGCAUUCGUCAGAUUCCCCAGUGGGCCGUCCCUGGCUGAUGAUGGAUCACUCCUGCCGACUUUCUCCUUCCCAGAACUACCCUGCUCCCUCUGUGCUUAGUCCUCUGCUUUCCACCCUGCCCUCCAUUACCAGUUCCCUUAUUUUCUCCUGCCCUGUAUUCCCCCUCCUGUCCUCUCCUGCCCUGUAUCCCCCCUCCUAUCCUCUCCUGCCCUGUAUUCCCCCUCCUAUCCUCUUCUGCCCUGUAUUCCCCCUCCUAUCCUCUUCUGCCCUGUAUUCCCCCUCCUAUCCUCUCCUGCCCUGUAUUCCCCCUCCUAUCCUCUCCUCUCCUGCCCUGUAUUCCCCCUCCUAUCCUCUCCUGCCCUGUAUUCCCCCUCCUAUCCUCUCCUGCCCUGUAUUCCCCCUCCUAUCCUCUCCUGCCCUGUAUUCCCCCUCCUAUCUCUCCUGCCUGUAUCCCCUCCUAUCCUCUCCUGCCCUGUAUUCCCCCUCUAUCCUCCUGCCCUGUAUUCCCCUCCUUCUUGCCAUUCCCUCUGCUCCUGCCCGUAUUCCCUCCACUCCUUCCCUCUCCUGCCCUGUAUUCCCCCUCCUUCCUCUUCUGCCCUGUAUUCCCCCUCCUGCCCUCUCCUGCCCUGUAUUCCCCCUCCUAUCCUCUCCUGCCCUGUAUUCCCCCUCCUGUCCUCUCUGCCCUGUAUUCCCCCUCCUGCCCUUCCUGCCCUGUAUUCCCCUCCUGCCUCUCCUGCCCUGUAUUCCCCCUCCUUCCUCUUCUGCCUGUAUUCCCCUCCUGUCCUCUCCUGCCUGUAUUCCCCCUCCUGUCCUCUUCUGCCCUGUAUUCCCCCUCCUGCCCUCUCCUGCCCUGUAUUCCCCCUCCUAUCCUCUCCUGCCCUGUAUUCCCCCUCCUGUCCUCUUCUGCCCUGUAUUCCCCCUCCUAUCCUCUCCUGCCCUGUAUUCCCCCUCCUGUCCUCUUCUGCCCUGUAUUCCCCCUCCUAUCCUCUCCUGCCCUGUAUUCCCCUCCUACCUCUCUCUCCUGCCCUGUAUUCCCCCUCCUUCCUCUCCUGCCCUGUAUUCCCCCUCCUUCCUCUCCUGCCCUGUAUUCCCCCUCCUAUCCUCUCCUGCCCUGUAUUCCCCCUCCUGUCCUCUCUCCUGUAUUCCCCUCCUCUCUCCUGCCCUGUAUUCCCCCUCCUAUCCUCUUCCUGCCCUGUAUUCCCUCCUCCUGUCCCUCUUCCUGCCCUGUAUUCCCCCUCCUAUCCUCUCCUGCCCUGUAUUCCCCCUCCCUAUCCUCUCCUGCCCUGUAUUCCCCCUCCUGUCCUCUCCUUGCCCUGUAUCCCCUAUCCUCUCCUGUUCCCUCUCCUUUGCCCUGUAUUCCCCCUCCUGUCCUCUUCUGCCCUGUAUCCCCUCCUAUCCCUCUCCUGUAUCCCCUCUCUCUUCUGCCCUGUAUUCCCCCUCCUAUCCUCUUCUGCCCUGUAUUCCCCCUCCUGUCCUCUUCUGCCCUGUAUUCCCCCUCCUAUCCUCUUCUCGCCCUGUAUUCCCCCUCCUUCCUCUCUGCCCUGUAUUCCCCCUCCUGUCCUCUCUGCCCUGUAUUCCCCUCCUUCCUCUCCUGCCCUGUAUUCCCCCUCCUGUCCUCUUCUGCCCUGUAUUCCCCCUCCUGUCCUCUUCCUGCCCUGUAUUCCCCCUCCUAUCCUCUUCUGCCUGUAUUCCCCCUCCAUGCCUCUUCUGCCCUGUAUUCCCCCUCCUAUCCUCUCCUGCCCUGUAUUCCCCUCCUCUCCUCUUCUGCCCUGUAUUCCCCCUCCUGUCCUCUUCUGCCCUGUAUUCCCCCUCCUGUCCUCUCUCUGCCCUGUAUUCCCCCUCCUGUCCUCUCCUGCCCUGUAUUCCCCCUCCUGUCCUCUCCUGCCCUGUAUUCCCCCUCCUAUCCUCUCCUGCCCUGUAUUCCCCCCUCCUGCCCUCUCCUGUCCCUGUAUUCCCCCUCCUGUCCUCUCCUGCCCUGUAUUCCCCCUCCUCUCUCGCCCGUUUCCCCUCCUGCUCCUGCCCUGUAUUCCCCUCUCCUCUCCUGCCCUGUAUUCCCUCUCCUCCUGAUUCCUCCUUCCUUCGCCCUGUAUUCCCCCUCCUCCCUCUCCUGCCCUGUAUUCCCCCUCCUGCCCUUCCUGCCCUGUAUCCCCCUCCUGCCCCUCCUCCCUGUAUUCCCCUCCUGUCCUCUCUGCCCUGUAUUCCCCCUCCUGCCCUUCCUGCCCUGUAUUCCCCUCCUGCCGCUCUCCUCCCUCUCCUGCCCUGUAUUCCCCUCCUGCCCUCUCCUGCCCUCUCCUGCCCUGUUCCCUGCCCCUGAUUCCCCCUCCUGUCCCUCUGCCCUCUGCCCUUAUUCCCCCUCCUGCCCUCCUCCUGCCCUGUAUUCCCCCUCCUGCCCUCUCCUGCCUUAUUCCCCUCCUCCUGCCCUCCUGUCCCCUUCUCCCUGUAUUCCCCCUCCUAUCCUCUCCUGCCCUGUAUUCCCUCUCCUGCCCUGUAUUACCAUAAUGCAGUUCCCUCUUUCUCUCCUCCUCUGCCCUCUAUUCCCAGCCUCAGGCCCCCUUUCCCCCACAAUUUUUUCCUAUUUCCUCUCAUUCUUCUUCUUCUGUUCUCAACCCUCCAUCUCCAUCAAUCAUUUUCCUUCCUUAUUCAUCACAGUUUUCCACAAGUACAUAGAGUAGCCAGCCAAAUAGAAAAAGUAGCCCUCCAGGCACCCCCGGGCUGGGGGUUCGACAUGUUUUGCCGAAUUAGCUGUAUUUUGGUGGCCUCUGGUACAUUCUAAAGCCUUGAUUCCCUCUGAAAUACACAGUGAGAUGAUUGAAAACUUUAUUGAGUUUACCUCCGAGAUUGGAAAGAAUAGUUGUGGUAUUGUAUAGAAAGACAUGACUUUACAAUUUAAAUGACUGAAAAUGAAUGAAUUCAGUCUGUUAGUUGUUUUGGAUCUUGUCUAGGACUAUAUGUUCCGGACUAUUAUCUAAGUAAGAAAACAUGAAACAUUUUAAACAUUUAACCUGUCUUCUCUUGAAAUUAAAGUCUUAUUUACAGUUUUACUGCAAGAUAUGUAUUGCCACUGAUGUUUGUUUACCAAAUUAUGUAUUUUAUUAAAACAUAAAGUGUUUCGUUCUCAAUCACACUUUUUUUUUUAUAGAAAAACAACAAAAUUGGAUGUUGUAAGAACAUAACAAUGCUUAAACCACAUCAGGAGACCACUUUUGAUGUCUGGGAAAAAUCUGAUACAUAAAAAAAAAAAAUGGGGUCACAAAGUACGGGAGGAUGGCUGGGCAGUGGUCUGAAGGGUGGCUGGGCCCCCUGUCCCAAAGUUGGAGAAUGCAUUUUUCAGAGCCAUAAUCAUUAUGCUGUAUCUUCCUUUUUUUAAAGAAACUAAAUGUGCUUCAAUGCAUCUCUGUAAAUCUGGGUAAAAGAUUGAAAGGAAUGUGAGUCUUAUUAAGUACAUUUUGUAAUUGCUUGCUUUUCUACCAACCUUGCCAGCAGGCUUGUCAGCUAAGAUAGUUAGACAAGCUAGCUACUCUAACUUGAUUGAUAGCCUGAAAUGGCUUCUUGGUAGCUAGUUAUGAGGAUGGGAGAUACUUUUGUAUAUAUAGUGUGUGUGGACACCCCCUAAAAUUAGUGGAUUUGGCUAUUUCAGCCACACCCGUUGCGGACAGGUAUAUAUUGCAGGUUUUCCUACUUACAAAGCAUGUAGAGGUCUGUAAUUUUUUAUCAUAGGUACACUUCAACUGUGAGAGACGGAAUCUAAAACAAAAAUCCAGAAAAUCACAUUGUAUGAUUUUUAAGUAAUUAAUUUCCGUCUGCACCAAGCAGGUAGUAGGGUGACAUUUUUUACAUUUCUGUCUUCUGUAACCUCUUUCAACAUCUAUCCAACAUAUUAGCCCAACACAUGAUACAUUUCUGAAAUCCUCAAGAUGUUUCCUAAUUACACAAAAAGGACAAUGUUGAUAUCAUAUUCACAGGAGGCAUGACACACCCAUUUGUGUACACUGAGCCAAAACCAUAUUUUCAGGAACAGCAGGUUAGAUAAACUGUACCCGAAUGACAAUUAAUUUGUGCGAUUAGGAAACAGCUUGAGGAUUUUAGAAAUGUUUAAUGUGUUGGUCUAAUAUGUUGGAUAGAUGUUGAAAGAGGUUACAGAAUACAGAAAUGUAAAAAGUGUCACCCUACUACCUGCUUGGUGCAUGUUAACAGUAUUACAAGAACCAGAGCCUUGCCUAAUCUAAAUACAGGGUCCCUAAUGUAAACUGGAUCUCUUUCCUCCAUUGGAAAAGCCUAUAAGAUUGUCUCACUUUAGCUAGCUAUGGUUGAUAAAGCAGGACUAAAAAAAUGAUAACAUAUUGGCUACUUUUUUAUUUUAUUUUGAUGCACCAGUACAUAGUAUGCACAUUUACAUCACAAUUUUGCACAGUGCAUUAUUUAUGACCGUUUUAUAACCUUAACGUCAAAACAGAAAUAAAUCUGUCACUGAUCUUAUGGUGUGCUUGGGGGUUGAGCUUCCUGUUAGAAGCUUGCUCUGCCCCCUCUGACAUCACACCAAUGAAGUGAUGUGAUUUUGAUAAUGUGGUUUCUCUGCAACAGCGUAGUAACAAUAGUUUUGAUUUUCACUUGGCAGACCAAGAAAUAAACGAGGAUUAAGCUUUCCCAGUUUUUUUCUGAAUUCACCCUACAUUACAUGGGACGUGCUAAUUCACAAGCAUCAUGCUCUCUCCCUCCUCCAUGUAAAGAAAUUCGACUGCAAUCAGAGAUUUGUAUGACGAGAUGCUAAUGUCUCCACUCUAACAAUGGGAGUCAUUGUCCCAAAGGCAGGAAGGCAGGCGACAAGCUUAGGUCAAGAAUACGCCCACUUUUUUGGACAGAUCUUUGGCAAGAGUGAAAACUCUAGCUUCCUCUCUGCUGCGUUUUCCUUGUCAUCACUCGCUUUGUGACUGACAGGAGCCUAUCCUAUCAACAGAUCGCUAGAAGAUGCAUAUCGUUCAUUAUAGCGAGAGAGGGCCAAUUAAAACCUUUAAACGAAAAGUAGCCUAGUUACUGUAAUAUGAAGUGAAAAAUGUAGCCGGCUGAAAAUGAGCCUGUAAACAACCGGCUGAUUUAGUCGACAGCAGGCGCUAUUGGAAAACACUGGUCACUCCUCUUUUCCUUCACUACUGCUCUCCUUCCUCUUACCAACCCCCUGUCUCUGACCCUCCUCUUAUUUUGUUCCUCUUUCAUCCUUAGUCCUCUCUCUCUCUCUCUCUAGCCACUCUUCUCUUUUCCUGCUCUACUGUUCUCUUCUCUCUCUAGUCCCUACCUCCCUCUUCCUCUGCAAUCCUGUUCUCUCCCUCUCACCCACCAGCCCGUCCCCUCUUCCUCUGUCCAUCCUGUUCUCCUCCCUCUCAAACCCACCAGCCCUCCCUCUCCCCCUGCAAUCCUGUUCUCUCCCUCUCAACCCACCAGCCCCUCCCUCUUCCUCUCUCACAUCCUGUUCUCUCCUCUCUCACCCUCACCAGCCCUCCCUCUCCCCCUGCAAUCCUGUUCUCUCCCUCUCAACCCACCAGCCCUCCCUCUUCCUCUGCAAUCCUGUUCUCUCCCUCUCAACCCACCAGCCCUCCCUCUCCCCCUGCAAUCCUGUUCUCUCCCUCUCAACCCACCAGCCCUCCCUCUUCCUCUGCAAUCCUGUUCUCUCCCUCUCAACCCACCAGCCCUCCCUCUUCCUCUGCAAUCCUGUUCUCUCCCUCUCAACCCACCAGCCCUCCCUUUUUCCCUGCCCUCCUAUUCUUUCCCCCUCUACCCCCCUUUACAUCUUUCUCUACCCUCCUAUUAUCUCCUUGGUGAUUCUCUCCUGGAGGUCACCACCACUACACUGUCUAUAAUCUACCAGGGGUAGAGACCCAGGCCUGAUCAAAGCUUUCCUGCUAGUCUAGGAAUCCUAGGAGUACCGACGCUAGUUCAAUGAAUGGACCGCAAGCAGAAGCACUCACGUCUGCCCUUUUCAGCUCACCCCAGCCCAGCAUUGAUAUUCACAUAUCGCCACCCAUUGCUUUUAGCGGUCCGUUUCAUCGGUUAUGAGUUUCUGAAGCCUCUUUCUUAGGUCCACAAUAGCCUCAGCUCAACCUACCUAAAAGCUUUAGAACUGUGGAAAUACACCUUUUCUGUGGUUUCCUCUGCAACUUCUCAGAGUUUGUGUAGAACUGCAAAAUAUUUUUUUCACCUUGCCCUCUAUUUCUCCCUCUCCAACUUUCUUUGCUACCUACCAAAACAGCCCUCCGAUACACAGCCCUCCGAUAAAUAGCGCGUUGUUGAACAGCCCUCCGAUAAACAGCCCUCCAACUUCCUCACAACGUCUUAAGCGUUCCCUCUGACCUACGUCUCUGAUUAGUUGUUUUUGCGGUUGUCUGCUGGGUGCAGUUCUGCGUCGUCUAGAUGCGCAAUCACAGGGACAGACACAUUAGCAGCUGCUAGAACCACGAUAAUAUGUCUAAUCAGGCCUUACCACACAGCAGGCCAUGUUAUUGCCUAAGUUCUCCUCCUGCCACUCAGGGCCAGUUGAGGCUCCAUCGCUCCCCAGGACAGACAGUCUGAUGGGGUAGAGUUGGCCCGGCACAGCCCCUCAGCCGCUGGCCCUGCUCUAAUCUCUGACUCCAGAGGUCUCUGGCUUUUCCCCCGAGAAGUGUGAGAAGAACAACAUCCGAGUUUACUGGCUGUGUUUGAAGAUUAAAAGUGAGGUGUUCGGUCAAUCACUAUGAAAAUGGGAAUCUAUGGCAUUUAAUAAAUACUCUUACUAACUUUUUAAAGGUAAACUUUCUGAAAGUUGAGUCCAAUCAUAAUGAUAGUCUGUUCUUUGCUCUAGUGAUGCUUCACAUCGAUAACGGUUAUCAUAAAUGAAGUGUAUGCCCUGUAGAUGAACCACUCAUAUGUGAUAUUGAGAAUUAUGAUGCAGUGACGAUGAUGAAGAUGUGUGUUUGUGUUCAGGCGGAGAUGGACAUCCAGAUAGCGCUGGAGCGGGAGGAGGACGUCCAGCGGUCGGCCAUGUUGGAGCAGGAGAGGAGAGACAGAGAGCUGGCCAUGAGGAUCGCCCAGAGCGAAGCAGAACUCAUCACCGACGAUGCCCAGGUGGACCCCAGCCUGCGCAGGUACACACACGGAUAUACACACUUAUCUGUCCCUCUAUAUGUUAGUAUGAUUAUAUUGUCAUGUCUCAAUAAACAAGCCCUAGAUUAGGUUUUUACUGGGCCUACCCAAGGUUGACUAAGCAGACAAGGUUGUUGUUUAACCCAGAAAUUGUUUAAUAGGAGCUGAAACGAUUCAAGAAGUCAAAUAAAAAUAGCUGUUGUAUUUCUUUAUUUAGGUCCAUAAGGAGACCACGCCUGUCCACUGCAUGCAUGUGGAACCUCUUUUCUCCUCCUCUCCCAGCAAUGGGGCUUUCUCAGGUCUCUAUCCAAACACAGUGAGAGCCAUGUAAGACAUUAGCCAUUAGCUUAGCCUCCUGCUUCCAGUAACCUAACACAACCCAGUAAUCCUUCAUCUCAACCUCAUCUAAUCUUUCAUCAACCUAGAUCCAUGAUUUUACCAGCCCAUGCAAAGCCAUCAUAAACAAUACGCUAGUUAUCUAAUUAUUCACAUUGGAUAGAACCCAAUAACACUGCAUUCAAUCCGCCGUUGUGUUCCCUGCCCGGGGCAUGAAUCAACAGGGCCAGGGGAUAAGCACGUCUGAUAAUUAGCCUGUCGCAAACAGAUGACCACUGUGUGCCAAAUCUAAACAGGAAUGUAUAACAGGACAUUCCAAUCAGCUUCUGCUGGUUCUUCUGUUGCCCCAGUCUAUUCAUACUGUAUCCUCUGUUUGCAGUGCUGGUGGACAUCAACAACUCAAGGCAUUCACAGUGUAUAUUCUCUGGCUUUUUUCAUAUAUUGUAUUUGUUCUUAUUGAUAUGGAAAACAUUGAUAUUCCAUUCCUAUUGUAUCUUCUCUGAUAGCUUUGCAUAAUUACUUGAACAAACACACAAAGCUCCUCCCCCUCUGUAAACUAAUCUACUACACAGUCGAGAUGUACUGUAGACCUAACUCCUAACCACCGUUGGUGACAGAACUUAAUAACUAGUUAGGACUCAAUCUUAACACUCCAGUAAUGAUAUCAGUAGCUACUACCGUUAUAGAAUAAAUCGGUUUAGUCAUAGUUGGAACAGAGUAGGCUCUGUCGUAACCGGCCGCGACCGGGAGACCCAUGGUGCGGCGCACAAUUGGCCCAGCGUCGUCCAGGGUAGGGGAGGGAAUGGCCGGCAGGGAUGUAGCUCAGUUGGUAGAGCAUGGUGUUUGCAACGCCAGGGUUGUGGGUUCGAUUCUCACGGGGGGCCAGUAUGAACAACCCCCCCCCCCCCCCCCCCCCCCCCCAAAAAAAAAUAUAUAAAAAAUAAUGUAUGCGCUCACUAACUGUAAGUCGCUCUGGAUAAGAGCGUCUGCUAAAUGACCAAAAAUGUAAAAUGUAAAAAAAAAUGAGUAGGAUUGUAUUUGGGUUUCCUGAACACCUGGCCUACAGGUACCUGUUCACCCGUCAGGUGACUUCUUCACGACUUGUCACUGAGGGAUACAGUUAAGCAGCUUCCACCGCUCACAGGUGUCAACAGGCCACAAGUGUCACAACAGUGUGUGACUGUCACAACACACGCUGACGUCAAUGUAUCGGAUGGCUGAACACACAGCUCUUUGUGGAAGCCACCCUGGUCUCCGUGACUAAUGGGGAUACAGAUACAGGUAACUGCCAAAAUAAGUGAAACACCAACAUAGUGUCUUAAUAUGGCGAACAGCUUCAAUGUGCCUUGUUAUAGAUUCUAGAAGUGUCUGGAACUCUUUUGGAGGGAUGCGACACCAUUCUUCCAAGAGAAAUUCUGUGUUUUGUUGAUGGUGGUGGAAAACGCUGUCUCAGGCGCCGCUCCAGAAUAUUCCAUAAGUGUUCUAUUGGGUUAAAAUCUGGUGACUGAGACACACAUAUACCCUUUAAACCCCCUAUGCUCCUUUGAGACCCCUCUUUCAAAGUGACUGAGAUCUCUUCUUCUAGCCAUGGUAGCCAAAAUAAUGGGCAACUGGGCAUGUUUAUACAUGACCCUAAGCAUGAUGGGAUGUUAAUUGCUUAUUUAACUCCACCAGUGUGGAAGCACCUGCUUGCAAUAGGUCGUUAUCAAUAAAACAUCACAAUACAUUCCAUUUGGCUGCUGGGGGACAAUGAGUCCCCCAGCUCCGCUAAACCUAUUGACAACUACGUUCUGUUAUUCAAGGAAUUGUUUAAUGUUAUAACUAUUUGAGUUUAUUAUCAUCACCUCUUGAAGAGCAUAGUCAGAUAUAUAUUUUUUAUUAUUCCAUGCAAAACAAUUGCACACAUUUAGCUCUAUCAUCAGAGUUAUACAGCAAGUAACUGCAUGCUUUUCAUGAUCAGUAAAUGUCAAUUGGUCAUGUAAUUUCAGAUACGUGAGGGUACCUAUCCAUUUGGCAUGUAGUUAGCUAAGCAACCAACAUAAUUUAGCUUGCUUCAUCAGAGAUUAGCUUUUUGGAAAGAGUUUGAUAGUCCUUGUCCUGGUAAAGUUGUCAGUUGGACUACUGUCAUCACCGCUAUAGAUGGCAAGCAAAUAGAGCCAUCUAGUUUAUCCCCUAAAAGUUAGCUUGUUACCUAGCCAUAUUGACGUGGUCUGUUAUUGGCUAGCUAGCAAAUUUAGCGUGGUCCAUCAAUCAAUGUAGCUUAUCAUGUCUGUCAGCAGCAAUCGUGAUUAAACACUCUUAAAAACAAUGUUGAACAGGGGAUAUUAGGUAACUUUGCUAGGUAGGCCUACAUUGGUUGGAGAUUAAGUACAUUAGGUCUACUUACCCACUAUGUUUAGCCAACUGUACAACGUUUAUACCGGUAGCUUGCAAAGUAGGCUUAACAUUAUCAGCUAACAGUACAUCUGCAAAUGGUCCCUUUUGCUGCAUGACAGGCAGAGCACACAAAGGAUGGGAAAUUAACCUAAACCACUCACACUUGUCAGGUAUAGUUAGUUCACUUUUAUUUUAAAUAUCAAAUUAUAUGGUGGUCAAUAUUAAGAGAUUGUGAGGCUAUCCUCACAUCUGAAAUUACAUGAUCACUUGAUGUUUACUGAUCAUGAAAAGCAUGCAGUUAGUUGCUGUAGAACUCUGAUGAUAGAGCUAAAUGUGCGCAAUUGUUAUGCAUGGAAUAAUCAGACGUGUGAUUCUGACUAUGCUCUUCAAGAGGUGAUGAUAUUACAACCAAAUAGUUCAUAUUUAUUUAACAAUCCCUUGAAAACGGCAUGUAGUUUUAGCGGAGCUGGGGAUCUCGUUGCCCCCCAGCAGCCAAAUCGAACGCUCUGCACCGUAUUGUGAUGUUUUAUUGACAACGACCUAUCCCUCAUUUACUCAAGUGUUUCCUUUAUUUUGGCAGUUACCUGUGUAUGAAUGUGUAUGAAUCAGAGAAAAUGAUUUAUCAUUCUGUUCAGUUAUUUUUGUAUACUGGUAUUAUUGUGUUUAUAGGGAGGAAAUUGCCCUGGAAAUGUUCUGUCUUGGUGGUAAUGGGGAUAUAUGGUUUGUUGCCGGAUCAACGAUCACCUGAAUCACUCAAAUUAAUCAAUCAAAUCAUUUCCGACAUUCAUUGUUUUGUUAGUUAUAAAAUAGUUAAAAAUCCUAGUGAGCAAUAGGAAAUGAAGACAUUUUUACCAAGGGUGUUAUCUUGUUAAGUGUAUUGAAUCUUGAAAUCAGUUUGUGUGUGUGUGUUUAUUUUGGGAUGAAAUCUGAUUGUGUGCAGCUGUGGUUUGACAACAGCUAACUUCCUUAAAGGCAUCAGAGUUGCUCGCCUCGUCUUUAGUAGGCACUAUUUUGUAAGCCCUAGUUAGCUCUUAAUCCCUCCAAUGUUGGCCAACGCACCUCAGAGUCUCUGUGUCUAUCUCACUCUCAAUCCCUGUUACCCCUGUCGCACUUUGAGGGGGUGACAUGUCAAUUAUCCAGCACUCAGCCCCAAAGGUCACACAAGCUGUCACCACCACACGCGCCACUGUCUCUCCCUGUCAUCUUUCUGUCACUCUGGUAUCUGCCCAGGCUGGCCCUCCUCCCAUGGGGGAGCUUAACGUCCGCUAUUGGAUUAGCCCCAGCAGACCCAAGGAUCCCUCUACAGCGGCCCAAAGCCUUGGCUCAUAGACACCCUUACAGACCCAUACAGACCUGGAGGGCCACCCGUAAAUAGGGGCCAAAUCCUGCCUGCCGGGUUAUUGAAUUAGAGGUCUCAGCAGAGCACUGCAGGAGGGCGGGGAAGGGCUGCAGACGGUGCUUACGUAAGCCCAGGAACACACUGAUUCAGGGUGGGUGGGUGGUAGGGCUGACCCCAAUUAGUUGACUGGUCGAUUGUUUGGUUGAUAGACUGUUGGCCGACUGAGAUAUUUUUUUGGUCGAGCAGUAGCAAAUAUAUUGUAUUUUAUUUUUUUUAAUUAAUAUUAUUAUAAAUUUUUUUUGCACACGCGACACCUGUCUUAUUUGCGCCCAUCUCUGUGAACUAAUCCAUUGCGGAGGCCGAGACUAAUCCAUUGUGGAGGCCGCGGGGAUGGCACCGUCCAAGAAGAAGGGGAGCGUGGCUAAGAUGCACAAUGCACGUCUCUCUCCAGAAUGCGCUCACGCAAAUUUGUGCACAUUCAUUGUUUCAUAACUUCAUUGAGUGAAUUGUUUGCGUUUGAUUGUUAGUCUAUCAAUUCCCCAUUACAGACAGUGCAUUUGGAAAGUAUUCAGACCCCUUGACUUUUUCCACAUUUUGUUACGUUACAGCCUUAUUCUAAAAUGGAUUCAAUAGAUUUUUUCCCUAAAUCAAUCUACACACAAUACCCCAUAAUGACAAAGCAAAAACAGGUUUGUAGAAAUUUUUGCAAAUUUUAAAUGUAUAAAAAACGGAAAUAUCAUAUUUACAUAAGUAUUCAGACCCUUUACUUAGUACUUUGUGAAGCACCUUUGGCAACGAUUACAACCUCGAGUCUUCUUGGGGAUGACGCUACAAACUUGGCACACCUGUAUUUGGGGAGUUUCUCCCAUUCUUCCCUGCAGAUCCUCUCAAGCUCUGUCAGGUUGGAUAGGGAGCGUCUAUUAUCAGGUGUCUCCAGAGAUGUUUGAUCGGGUUGAAGUCUGGGCUCUGGCUGGGCCACUCAAGGACAUUGAGACUUGUCCCGAAGCCACGCCUGCGUUGUCUUGGCUGUGUGCUUAGUGUGCUCUGGAGCAGGUUUUCAUCAAGGAUCUCUCUGUACUUUGCUCCGUUCAUAUUUGCCUCGAUCCUGACUAGUCUCCCAGUCCCUGCCGCUGAAAAACAUCCCUACAGCAUGAUGCUGCCACCACCAUGCGUCACCGUAGGGAUGGUGCCAGGUUUCCUCCAGACGUGACGCUUGGCAUUAAGGCCAAAUAGUUAAAUCUUGGUUUCAUCAGACCAGAGAAUCUCGUUUCUCAUGGUCUGAGAGACCUUUAGGUGCCUUUUGGCAAACUCCAAGUGAGCUGUCAUGUGCCUUUUACUGAGGAGUGGCUUCUGUCUAGCCACUCUACCAUAAAGGCCUGAUUGAUGGAGUGCUGCAGAGAUGGUUGUCCUUCUGGAAGGUUAUCCCAUCUCCACAGAGGAACUCUGGAGCUCUGUCAGAGUGACCAUCAGGUUCUUGGGCACCUCCCUGACCAAGACCCUUCUCCCCCGAUUGCUCAGUUUGGCCAUGCGGCCUACAAAUAGCCUACAGCUGUGUUUGUCCCGAGCUCACUGGUCGAAAGAACAUACUUUCGGUCUACCAAUAUAUUUUUGGGGUCGGGGACAGCCCUAGUGGAUGGUGACAAGGGAGUAGGGCACAUUCAUUUUUUUAUUUUUUUUAUUUUACCUUUUAUUUAACUAGGCAAGUCAGUUAAGAACAAAUUCUUAUUUACAAUGACGGCCUACACCGACCAAACCCGGACGACGCUGGGCCAAUUGUGCGCCGCCCUAUGGGACUCACAAUCACGGCAGGUUGUGAUACAGCCUGGAAUCGAACCAGGGGGUCUGUAGUGACGCCUCAAGCACUGAGAUGCAGUGCCUUAGACCACUGCGCCACUCGGGAGCCCAUGCAUGCAGUCCGGCUCCCCUACUGUCUGCUUCAUCCACCUCCUAGUGGGAGUGAUGGCAGACACAGAUUUCCCAGGUUUUGCCCCACUUAGCACUUGAUAACUUCUCUGUUACCAGUAGUUUAGUCUCUGAACAUCUGUUACCAGUAGUUUAGUCUCUGAACAUGACCACCACAGCACUAUGGUGCGCCAAUCCGAGCGGGGAUUCCGAGACGUCCCACUGCUCGGACCUGUCAGAUGUUGAAUUACGAUUAAAUUGACUCUCUCUCUUCUCUCCCUUGCUUGCCGAGACUGCAGGGGUUCACAGGUGCAGGCACUCAAAGCUGCUGGCGUGAAGAAGUACGACCUGAGCAAGUGGAAAUACGCCGAGCUGCGGGACGUCAUCAACACCUCGUGCGGUAAGACUUUACCCCCAACCCCUCUCACCACUACCUCUACCAAGGCCUGAAGCUCUACUAUCAGCAUGAUCACUACGCUACACUGAAAAAGCCCUAGGAAACACAGGCAAGGUGGUGAGCUCUCAGGGAGGUUCUUGAUCCUGCUCUGUGCACCUCCAUCUCUCACGCCAUCAUUAAUUCAGCCCCUCUGUUAAUAAUUUAACAUCGGCUGUGUUUUCAGUAACGCAAUCAUUUCAAAAGUGUGGUAUGUUUUUUUCCCGCCCCGCUCUAGAGUGUCCUGCCUAGGCGUGAUUUCUCCUAUAAUUUUCAGGGAUAAUCUAAGGGUAAUUUCGGGGAGAUUGCAGCUGGGCAAAACUGACAGGGGAAUUCUAUUUCGACCAGGGUAUAAAACUAAGGGCUGACGGGAGAGUGUACGCGCAGCUGUUAAUGAGGAUACAGUCCGGUGGCAGAGGAUAAAUGAUUACCAUUAUGGUGGAUUACAGUGUUUUGCCCUCUGUAGCAGUUUCAAUAGUAAAACAUGGAGGAGAGUCUACUGCCGCAGUCUGAAUCCACAUGUAAACAGAUGAAUAGGCCAGCUGGCAGUUAGGGAGCGCUCCGGACCAACAGUUCUGCUGAUUGCCUGAUUCAUUUAGUUGUGCUCAGUGUUCGUGGCUCUCAAGUCCCCUAUAUGAGUGGAUGGGAAGCUGGCUAAUUGUCUAAUGCAUUAAUUGUGAUGGAAAUUAAAUCUGGAGGGUUGUAACGACUUUGUUACAUUCUCCGUGGCCCUUUUGAAUUAUUUACACCCAUCCAGUUGCAGCUUUCUCUCCUUGCAUUUUCAGUGAGGAAAACUGAAUUGUGUGACCUAUGUCCACAACCCCCAAUUUUUAUGUGUUUUUCGUUUCCUGACCGGUGCAGAUUAAAACUUGAGUAUUACCUUAAAUAAUAUUAUAUGUGUACCUAGUGAUGGGCACCGAAAUGGAAAAUCUGUAUCGAUAUCAGUUGCAUUUUUCCAUAUCGAUAUCAUAUUGGUUUUAUAAAAAAUAUUUCAAACGACUGUAUGUGAGUGUAGACUUAUCUGUUCACUGUCCAUUGGGCCAAGUGUGAAUGUUCAAACUAUAUUGAUAUCAAAUUAUUGAUAUUGGUGCCCACCACCCAACAUUUUAUUGGUAAAGGAGGUAUAGAAAAUACACCACAUUUGUUUCACAGAAAUUACACAGAACAAAAAUAUAAUCGCAACAUGCAACAAUUUCAAAGAUUUUACUGAGUUACAGUUCAUAUAAGGAAAUUAGUCAAUUGAAAUACAUUCAUUAGGCCCUAAUCUAUUGUUAUUCAAAUGACUGGGAAUGCAGAUAUGCAUCUGUUGGUCAGAUACCUGGUAGGGGCGUGGAUCAGAAAACCAGUCAGUAUCUGGUGUGACAACCAUUUGCCUCAUGCAGCGCGACACAUCUCCUUCGCAUAGAGUUUAUCAGACUGUUGAUUGUGGCCUAUGGAAUGUUGUCCCGCUCCUCUUCAAUGGCUAUGGGAAGUUGCUGGAUAAUGGCGGGAACUGGAACACGCUGUCAUACGCAUCGAUCCAGAGCAUCCCAAACAUGCUCAAUGCAUGACGUCUGGUGAGUGGAAGAUGCAGGCCAUGGAAGAACUGGGACCUUGCGACAUGGGGCCGUGCAUUAUCAUGCUGAAACAUGAGGUGAUGGCGGCAGAUGAAUGGCACCACAAUGGGCCUCAGGAUCUUGUCACGGUAUCUCUGUGCAUUCAAAUUGCCAUAGAUCAAAUGCAAUUGUGUUCGUUGUCCGUAGCUUGUGCCUGCCCAUACCAUAACCCCACCGCCACCAUGGGGCACUCUGUUCACAACAUUGACACCAAAUAAACACUCGCCCACACGACACCAUACCAUCUGCCCGGUACAGUUGAAACUGUGAUUCAUCUGUGAAGAGCACACUUCUCCAGCAUUCCAAUGAAGGUGAGCAUUUGCCCACUGACGCCGAACUGCAGUCAGGUCAAGACCCUGGUGAGGACGACGAGCAUGCAGAUGAGCUUCCCUGAGAUGGUUUCUGACAGUUUGUGCAGAAAGUCUUCGGUUGUGCAAACCCACAGUUUAAUCAGCUGUCCGGGUAGCUGGUCUCAGACUAUCUCGCAGGUGAAGAAGCCGGAUGUGGCGGUCCUGGGCUGGCAUGGUUACACGUGGUCUGCGGUUGUGAAGCCUGUUGGAUGUAUUGCCCAAUUUUUUAAAAUUUUCUAAAACGACGUUUGAGGCGGCUUAUGGUAGAGAAAUGAACAUUCAAUUAUUUGGCAACAGCUCUGGUGGACAUUCCUGCAGUCAGCAUGCCAAUUGCAUGCUCCAUCAACCUGAGGCAUUGCAUUGUGUUGACAAAACUGCACAUUUUAGACUGGCCUUUUAUUGUACCCAGCACAAGGUGCACCUGUGUAAUGACUAUGCUGUUUAAUCAGCUUCUUGAUACGCCACACCUGUCAGGUGGAUGGAUUAUCUUGGCAAAGGAGAAAUGCUCACUAACAGGGAUGUAAACAAAUUUGUGCACACAAUUUAAGAGAAAUAAGCUUUUUGUGUGUAAGGAAAAUGUAUGGGAUCUUUUAUUUCAGCUCAUGAAACAUGGGACCAACACUUUACAUGUUGCGUUUAUAUUUUUGUUCAGUAGAUAUUUUAUUGGUAUAGGAGGUAUAGGAAAUACUCCACAUUUGUUUCACAGAAAUUACAUUACUGGAAAGGGAAAGGAAAAGGGGGAGACCUAGUCAGAUGUACAACUGAAUGCAUUCAACUGAAAUGUGUCUUCCCCAUUUAACCCAAGCCCUCCGAAUCAGAGAGGUGCGGGGGGCUGCCUUAAUCGACAUCCACGUCAUAGGUGCCCGGGGAACAGUGGGUUAACUGCCUUGAUCAAGGACAGAACGACAGAUUUUUACCUUGUUAGCUUGGGGAUUCGAUCCAGCUACCUUUCGGUUACUGAGGCAUAAUAGAGAAGAGCCUACUCCUAUAACCUUAAGCACAUUUCAUUUACAGUUGAAGUAAAAUGUUUACAUACAGUGGGGGAAAAAAAGUAUUUAGUCAGCCACCAAUUGUGCAAGUUCUCCCACUUAAAAAGAUGAGAGAGGCCUGUAAUUUUCAUCAUAGGUACACGUCAACUAUGACAGACAAAAUGAGAAAACAAAAUCCAGAAAAUCACAUUGUAGGAUUUUUAAUGAAUUUAUUUGCAAAUGAUGGUGAAAAAUAAGUAUUUGGUCAAUAACAAAAGUUUCUCAAUACUUUGUUAUAUACCCUUUGUUGGCAAUGACACAGGUCAAACGUUUUCUGUAAGUCUUCAAAAGGUUUUCACACACUGUUGCUGGUAUUUUGGCCCAUUCCUCCAUGCAGAUCUCCUCUAGAGCAGUGAUGUUUUGGGGCUGUCGCUGGGCAACACAGACUUUCAACUCCCUCCAAAGAUUUUCUAUGGGGUUGAGAUCUGGAGACUGGCUAGGCCACUCCAGGACCUUGAAAUGCUUCUUACGAAGCCACUCCUUCGUUGCCCGGGCGGUGUGUUUGGGAUCAUUGUCAUGCUGAAAGACCCAGCCACGUUUCCUCUUCAAUGCCCUUGCUGAUGGAAGGAGGUUUUCACUCAAAAUCUCACGAUACAUGGCCCCAUUCAUUCUUUCCUUUACACGGAUCAGUCGUCCUGGUCCCUUUGCAGAAAAACAGCCCCAAAGCAUGAUGUUUCCACCCCCAUGCUUCACAGUAGGUAUGGUGUUCUUUGGAUGCAACUCAGUAUUCUUUGUCCUCCAAACACGACGAGUUGAGUUUUUACCAAAAAGUUCUAUUUUGGUUUCAUCUGACCAUAUGACAUUCUCCCAAUCCUCUUCUGGAUCAUCCAAAUGCACUCUAGCAAACUUCAGACGGGCCUGGACAUGUACUGGCUUAAGCAGGGGGACACGUCUGGCACUGCAGGAUUUGAGUCCCUGGCGGCGUAGUGUGUUACUGAUGGUAGGGUUUGUUACUUUGGUCCCAGCUCUCUGCAGGUCAUUCACUAGGUCACCCCGUGUGGUUCUGGGAUUUUUGUGAUCAUUUUGACCCCACGGGGUGAGAUCUUGCGUGGAGCCCCAGAUUGAGGGAGAUUAUCAGUGGUCUUGUAUGUCUUCCAUUUCCUAAUAAUUGCUCCCACAGUUGAUUUCUUCAAACCAAGCUGCUUACCUAUUGCAGAUUCAGUCUUCCCAGCCUGGUGCAGGUCUACAAUUUUGUUUCUGGUGUCCUUUGACAGCUCUUUGGUCUUGGCCAUAGUGGAGUUUGGAGUGUGACUGUUUGAGGUUGUGGACAGGUGUCUUUUAUACUGAUAACAAGUUCAAACAGGUGCCAUUAAUACAGGUAACGAGUGGAGGACAGAGGAGCCUCUUAAAGAAGAAGUUACAGGUCUGUGAGAGCCAGAAAUCUUGCUUGUUUGUAGGUGACCAAAUACUUAUUUUCCACCAUAAUUUGCAAAUAAAUUCAUUAAAAAUCCUACAAUGUGAUUUUCUGGAUUUUUUUCUCUCAAUUUGUCUGUCAUAGUUGAAGUGUACCUAUGAUGAAAAUUACAGGCCUCUCUCAUCUUUUUAAGCAGGAGAACUUGCACAAUUGGUGGCUGACUAAAUACUUUUUUUCCCCACUGUACACCUUAGCCAAAUACAUUUAAACUCAGUUUUUGACAAUUCCUGACAUUUAAUCCUAGUUAAAAUCCCCUGUCUUAGGUCAGUUAGGAUCCCCACUUUAUUUUAAGAAUGUGAAAUGUCAGAAUAAUAGUAGAGAAUGAUUUAUUUUAGCUUUUAUUUCUUUCAUCACAUUCCCAGUGGUUCAGAAGUUUACAUACACUCAAUUCGUAUUUGAUAGCAUUGCCUUUAAAUUGUUUAACUUGGGUCAAACGUUUCGGGUAACCUUUCACAAGCUUCCCACAAUAAGUUGGGUGAAUUUUGGCCCAUUCCUCCUGACAGAGCUCGUGUAACUGAGUCAGGUUUGUAGGCCUCCUUGCUCGCACACGCCUUUUCAGUUCUGCCCACACAUUUUCUAUAGGAUUGAGGUCAGGGCUUUGUGAUGGCCACUCCAAUACCUUGACUUUGUUGUCCUUAAGCCAUUUUGCCAAGUAUGCUUGGGGUCAUUGUCCAUUUGGUAGAUCCAUUUGCGACCAAGCUUUAACUUCCUGACUGAUGUCUUGAGAUGUAGCUUCAAUAUAUCCACAUAAUUUUCCUUCCUCAUGAUGCCAUCUAUUUUGUGAAGUGCACCAAUCCCUCCUGCAGCAAAGCACCCCCACAGCAUGAUGCUGCCACUCCCGUGCUUCACGGUUGGGAUGGUGCAACCCCCUUUUUCCUCAAACAUAACGAUGGUCAUAAUGGGCAAACAGUUCUAUUUUUGUUUCAUCAGACCAGAGGACAUUUCUCCAAAAAGUACAAUCUUUGUUCCCAUGUGUAGUUGCAAACCGUAGUCUGUCUUUUUUUGGCUGUUUUGGAGCAGUGGCUUCUUCCUUGCUGAGCGGCCUUUCAGGUUUUGUCGAUAUAGGACUCGUUUUACUGUGGAUAUAGAUACUUUUGUACCUGUUUCCUCCAGCAUCUUUACAAGGUCCUUUGCUGUUGUUCUGGGAUUGAUUUGCACUUUUCGCACCAAAGUACGUUAAUCUCUAGGAGACAGAACGCGUCUCCUUCCUGAGCGGUAUGACGGCUGCGUGGUCCCAUGGUGUUUAUACGUUUGUACAGAUGAACGUGGUACCUUCAGGCGUUUGGAAAUUGCUCCCAAGGAUGAACUAGACUUGUGGAGGUUUACAAAAAAAAAAUCUGAGGUCUUGGCUGAUUUUAUUUUUUAUUUUCCCAUGAUGUCAAGCAAAGAGGCACUGAGUUUGAAGGUAGGCCUUGAAAGACAUCCACAGGUACACCUCCAAUUGACUCAACAUUUUCUAAGCUGUUUAAAGGCACAGUCAACUUAGUAUAUGUAAACUUCUGACCCACUGGAAUUGUGAUACAGUGAAUUAUAAGUGAAAUAAUCUGUCUGUAAACAAUUGUUGAAAAAAGUACUUGUGUCAUGCACAAAGUAGAUGUCCUAACCGACUUGCCAAAACUAUAGUUUGUUAACAAGAAAUUUGUGGAGAGGUUGAAAAACUGUAUGUUAUCUUCUGACUUCAACUUUACUGUUGUCAUCCCUGUGUAGAUAUUGAGCUGCUGGCGGCAUGCAGGGAGGAGUUCCAUCGCCGUCUGAAGGUCUACCACGCCUGGAAAUCCAAGAACAAGAAACGCGACACAGCUGCAGAGCAGAGGGCCCCCAAAUCUAUCACUGACUACGGUGAGUGAGAUUCCCCAUCCUGGGAUGUUGUGCUGCCCUCCUCAACCCAGGAUUGUGUUCAGACAUUAACGCGUUCUGGCUUAACCCCGCUAUCACUAUUUGUGUCCAUUAUCGACUCCACGUUUUCUACAGUAGCAUCCUUUUUUCAUCAGUUUCUUUCAUUCAUCAGUUUUUUCUUUCUGUGACCAUGUCUGACCUUGGAAGUUGUUACAUCCACACAGAGCACCUCUUUUGCUAGAACGGUACUCAUUUGAAUACUUGACAAUAGUGUUGCACAAUAUACCGAAACUUCGCUACUUUUUCAAUACUAGAACAUGAAAAACUAUACUUUUGUCAAAUGUGUCUCACGGAUCAAGUUUGUCUACCAGCGCAGCCGAUGUCCUCCUUAUAGGGCGAAAAGCACCGUGCCUGCUCCACCUAGCAUGCACUGGGAGUCUGGGCUACAUCAUGUUAGCGCUGCACUCACGCUGCACAUAAGUUAACACGGCAUGUAGAACUGUUGAAACUUUUCAUUGCAGUUGGCAAAACAAUGCAAGAAAAUACCGUUAGCUUCCAGCUUUGUAGGCUAACUUUCCUUACUUGAACAUCAAUUCACUACCCUAGUACUUUGUUUGUGAUAAUAUGCAAACCAUAAUGCAAAAAAUAUGCUGAUUUCAAAGCUGAUUGCCACCAAAACUUUAUUAAUUCACUUAAUCGGUCUCUAUCACGACUCUUCCAAAGAUAUCUAUUGAACUGACUGUGUGUGUGAAUAGGGCCCUGACGGGGAGGCCUCCUCUGGCCUCGUGAAUGACGUCCUUACAGGUUAAAGAGACAGUGCACACUUUUAUAAAAAUAAGCUACUUCUAUGCAAAUGUUGAUCAGUACAAUAAGUCCCAAAUGGAAGGGAAACAGAUUGUUUGUCAUCUGUAGCCCCAUGAAAUCAGCCAAAACAAGCUCAAUAACUCAAUGCAUGCACAGACUCCUAUUGAAUAUGCAUUCACCUGAACUGUGUAUAGGCCUUGAUUUACCCAGUUUAUCAAUAGAGAUUUACCAUUCAAAUAAAUGAUUACUGUUAUGUAGUUAGAUUGGUAAAAACAAAGUCAAAUUGAUUGUAAAGUUGAUUGAUUAAUGCAUACAUUGCUGUCUCUAAAACAUGUUGAUGUAACCUUUUUCAAAUGUAAUGAUAUUGAACUCAAAAGAUGCCCAACGAUUGAACAGAGUAAGAGGUGAUUUUAUCUGUCUGGAUCAAGUGCCAUUCUGUAACUUUGGUUAAUAUGCCUUCUUUUUUUUGCCGUGGUAUCAUUUCAGUGUCAGUUUGGUAUCGAGUAUCAUGAUGGUAUCCAGUAUCGUGAUACUAAAACUGUAUCGGUAUCGAAGUCAAAAUUCUGGUAUCGUGACAACACUACUUGACAAUGUACCUGGCAAGCUUUUCAAAAGGGAAAAAGUCACACAUUUGCAUUCCUGUCGUAUUAACAUGGAAUAGAAGCAAGAAAAAGCAGCAACUCUCCAGUGAGCCAAGACGGUAAAAACUGGUAUGGCUCCAUCGUCUCUUUACAUUUACAUUCCUUAAAGAGGUAGGGUUUCAAGUGACUCCGCUGUCCUGGCGUCUCUUCUCCUCAUGAUGAUGGAGGAGGAUUAAUGCACACUUUAUAAAUAGCCCGCCUGUUCUUUUCGGACAUUCAAUUAGUAUUCUAAAAAGCCCGGCUCCAAAACCUAGCUCCUGUCCGUGUCAAAAGUAUUUAGUGGUGCGUUACCAUGACCACCUGCUCCAACCAGCCAAGCAUGAUGUAUUCACCUCAGACCCAGAAAACGGGCAGUUGGAAAACACACGUUUAAAGUAAAUGUAUUAUUUACGCACAUGAAAGCUACGGUCUCCUUUGUUUGCUCUUCAUUUAUUUUUCAUCCCAAGAACAGACAGAUUUAGUUGCUUUCCCUGUAUUUUCAUCUGUCUCUAUUGAUGUGAAAGCUUUCUAGAAGGUCCCAUUUAGUUUGCCUUGGCUUCAGGAAGCAAGUUUUUGAAAGUAUGCCUUGUAAGCAGCUUACCUGGCUUCCCCCCAUGGCAUGUGUUUGUGUAUUUUAUACCGUCUUUGAUAUCUCAUAUUUUCAGAGUUUCAUAUUUUCGCUUACUUCCACCUCCCUAUGAUUCACCCCUUCAACUCAGUCAUGCUCUUAACUUCAGAGAGGAAAUUGCUUUAAACAUUAAUGGACUCUUCUCUGUAUAAACAUUUUACAAUUUAGUUAUUCAGCAGACACUCUUAUUCAGAGCGAGUGCAUACAUUUUCAAACUUUUUUUCCAUACUGGUCCCCCAUGGGAAUCGAACCCACAAACCUGGCUUUGCAAGCGCCAUGCUCUACCAACUGAGCUACACAGGACGAACACAGGAUUGCUCCUCUUACGAAACAAAAACACCCCUAAUUCCAAAUGUAAUCACAUGAUAUCAUAGUCUGGCAGUAUAAUGACAUGAAACCUGCCACACACAGCCCAACAGAACCCGGCCAUGGUCACCCAGCAGCAGGAGAUAGCCAUGAACCGCCAGCAGCGAUACUUCCGCAUCCCCUUCAUCCGGCCCGGGGACCAGUACAAAGACCCCCAGAACAAGAAGAAGGGCUGGUGGUACGCCCACUUUGACGGGCCCUGGAUCGCCAGGCAGAUGGAACUGCACCCAGACAAGCAGCCCAUCCUGCUGGUGGCAGGUGGGUCCCUCCAGCUGGAUCAGCUUUGAUAUCUUCUGGAUAUGUACAUUGAUGUGUUUGUAAUAUGAAACUCUAAGCGCAGUAUGUAAUAGUGCAUGUUUUAGUUAUUACAUUUAGUUGGUCAGUAAUUAUGAGUGUGUCAGGUAGAUGGUUUUGUACACCUGUAUCCUGAAAAUAUCCCUGUGUGUGCAUUCUCCCUACCCUAUUAAAUCCUGUUUUGACUGUCAGUCUCUCUCUCUCAUCCAUCCAUCUAUCCAUCCAUGUAUCUAUCCUCAGGGAAAGACGACAUGGAGAUGUGUGAGCUAAGCCUGGAAGAGACGGGCCUGACCCGGAAGAGGGGGGCUGAGAUCCUGCCUCGGCAGUUUGAGGAGAUCUGGGAACGCUGCGACGGGAUCACGUACCUGCGAAACGCCAUCGAAAGCAAGCAGGCCAGGCCCACGUAUGCCACAGCCAUGCUGCAGAACCUCCUCCAGUGA
Coregonus sp. 'balchen' is the source of this 54111-nucleotide messenger RNA. NCBI's taxonomy places the organism in Eukaryota, Metazoa, Chordata, Actinopteri, Salmoniformes, Salmonidae. The record is from the annotation of a GenBank genome assembly.